GCGAUACUGUACGUGAUUGGUGAGGAAUUGUGUGAGCGUGUGUGUGUGUCUGUGUGAGUGUGUCUGGCUGGGAACCUGCUACUGGUUUCCCAUCUACCCACACACACAAACACACUCACACACUCACACACACUCAGCCGCAGUCAGACUGACGGUCUCCCCACAGAAACGGCAGACAGAGGGACAACAAACACUCCUCCUCCCGACGCUUAGAAACCAACAAUUGUUUAGAAGUGAAGUCGACGCGAUGUUAAACGCGAAAUGCUACCGUUUAGUGUGAGGAGGAGAGAGCUUACAGUGAGGAAAAAGCUGCUGAAAGUGGGUGAACUGUGACAAGCAGCUGGAGAAAUUAACCGAAGGAUUUGUGGACCGCACGUGGAAAGCACCACUGAAACGCAAAGGUAAGUAGGGUUAUUUCCGCGCUGUACCUCUGGAUAAUGACAUUUAGUGUUAGGAUUGAAAAGUUUGGAGCCUUUAAGAAAAGUUUUAUUGGUGUUUGUGUUCACGUUAAACGCUGUUUCGCUGUUUUGUCGGAGGGGCUGGCAUUUCUACUGCGUCAAUCACCCACAAACACCUUGCGGUUGAAAAAGAACAAGUGUGCGCUCGCGCUUAACACUACCGUUUUACCUAUCCGUGCACGCGCCCUAAAACUCAUUUUACUUUAUUUUUCCAACUAACUAGGCGUGUGCUUAAAAAGAAAUUCCCUGUUAAAGAUAUACUUCCACCUGGGCUUGACCAUAAUGAGUUAAUAUGAAUACUUUCCCCCUUCACAGCCGUCAUUACUUUGUUCAAUGGUGGUCGUGAAGGUGAACCGCACCCCCCUUGUUUUAAUGCGAAUCUGCAGCCACCGUGCGCUAAAAUGAAACCUGAAUGCACCCUCAAGUCAAGCUUUAAGUCGUUAAAUUUUAUUAUCCCACCUCCUUACUGGAGUUGUGUAAUGUGCUAAGUUUCAAGAUGAGAUUCUUGUUAGGUAAGAUGAUUUUGGGUGUUGGCCAGCUUCAUAACCUGCAUAGUCUGAUUGUAAGACUGCUUCUGUAUCCUCAUAUUUGUUAAUGAUGUAAAAUGAGGAACUUAGUCCACUGUGACAUAAACAGAAACAACUCCUCAAAUGAGCCCCUGUAACCAUAGAUUUGUCAACCAAACGCUAUUGUCACAUUUACAAAUAAUCAUAUAAAAGCAGUCUUAUUAACAUUUGCUGCUUGUUACUGGUAGAAAAAAACAUCCCUAAAGCUAACGUGUAAACACAUAAUUGGAUAUUGGUGGUUGCUACUCUUUUACUUUGCUCUCUUCUUGCUCACUUCAAAUGUCUUGGUGACUCCUAUAAAUAAUGCGAUUUCUGAUACUUGGCCCAUGAUGACAUUUAAAGGAUUGUUCCAGUGUAACAUUAAUUUAAGGUCAACCAAACCAACUUUAGUAAUGACCACAGGAUAGCAAUACACAGCGGUCUGAGGAGCCAUACACAAACCUCCACCAAAACGCCACUGUAUAGUCACAAAUAAUGCUCAGAACAGCACCUAACUUCAUCAAUAGUACAUAUAGGGUCCCAGCACUAGCCACCAAAUUUUUUUUAGCUUUGCCUAAUUUCUUUAGCAAAGAGACUAAACACAACUCACCUACCCUCUUCCAGCAGCCGCUUUAUCAUUUCUUCAUGGAAAUGCAAUCAGACCGCGACGCUAAGGCAGAAGAACUACCGCGUCUGCAGUGAAAAAUGAUAAAUAUGGUGAUUAUUACUUCAAGGAAAUGAUAAAGAAAUGAUCAUAAAUGUUCUUCUUUGAGCUGCGGUACCCCGCUGAAGUCCGUAAUGGACUGGCCUGAGGUCUUGCUACAAACAAGCGGCUGCUGGAAGAGAGUAGUGCUAUGGCCGGGACCCUAUACUGUUGAUGAAGUUCCGUGCUGUUCUGAGCAUUAUUUGUGGCUAUACAGUGGCGUUUUGGUUGAGUGUGUGGCUCUCUAUAUUAUCUAUAUUAUUAUCCUGCGGUUGUUACGAAAGUUGGUAUAACUAGAGAAGCAAGCGGUCAGCAAAAUUCAUCUUUCGCCAGGGUGUCUAACUGUGUUACAGUGUGUUUGACCCUAACUUAAUUUUACACCGGAAUAUCCCUUUAAAUAAUACAGUUUCUAAUACUUGGCCCAUGAUGACAUUAACAUUCUAACAAGGAAAUACAUUGCAAAAUAAUCAGUUUUCUUCUGCAUUGUACUGUUAAUCUGUUAAUCACUUCACCUGACACCUAUCCAUAUCAGCGGUUUCAGACAGUAAAAACAGUCACAUAAAAAGUUCUCAACCUACACAUAACCAGUCUUUAUGCUUUCUUUAGGUCAUUGAGAGGCAUCAAUAUUAAUUUUGACAGUUUUGUAGCCAGCUAAAAACUCUUAAAGCACCUUUCAAGAUAAAUGAUAGUGUAGAUAUGGUUUCCAUAUCUACAGCCUGGUCUUUAUUCUGUCAGCUGUAACUCCUCUGUCGCCUUAAGUUAAACUUCUGACAUUUGGAUGCUAGUCAGUUAUUAUCAUGCGAGAUAUGUGAAGUCCCCUCAUUGUAGGUGAGUAAACUUUCCACAAACUCGACUGCAUCCUCGACCUGGAUUAGCUGAUGUCUGAUGUCCAACACCCUGUUUUCUUCUUCUGUUAUUAUGCAGCUGUCAACUAGCCAGUUCACUGCUGAUCAGGUUACCCUCAUUUACGUUAUGAGUGCCGCCACAAGGAGUCAUAAGUAUGAGCAUAAUUGGCAGGAAAAAAAGGGAAUAAGCAGUUUGGCGUCACACAAAGCUGAAUAUUGAGUUUUGUUGUUUAUUUUGAAUUGCACGUUUAUUCUACGCUCAUGUGUACUAAGAAAGAGCCAAGGGCCACUCAGGGGCCCAAGAAAUUGAAAGCAGAUGUUCUUAGGCAAAAAUGUUGGCAUUUGUAGCUCACAGGAUAGUGGUUGUUUUGGAUUUGAUUGUUUUUUUUUUUUUCUGUUUUCUUUUUUAAUAGAAAGAAACCACUUUUGUCUUUUGCGUUCUGUUUUGUUUGCCGAGCCCAGACAUAUAAAAAAGCUUGUUGUAUUUAAAGGUCAGUGACAGGUUGGAUCUACAAGGUGGCUUGACCGAGAGUAGCUGUGAAGCGUUUAAUCCUAUCUUGGUACCUCCCUAUGACAUUAACUAACCUACUUACAAUAAAUUAUCGCCACCUUCUCAUGCAAAAGUGCAAGACUUAAUUUGCCCUGGCAUGCAAUAAAAGAUAAGCAUAUACCUUGCCCCAUACCUCAGUGUCCAAUUACAGUCAGCAUAAUAUAAACUGUUGAGCUGGCUCCCUCUCUCCCUCCCUCCCUUAGUGUUUGUCCACUACCCCAGCUCUCUUCUGCUGCCAUAGAGGACAGAUAUCGUUCAAGGCAGCCAUAAAGACAUAAAGAGCCUUGUUUCUUUCAGAGGAAUGUCUUCUGAAAAGGGGAACAAAAACCCAGCAUGUCAGAGUUUUUUUUAUGAAAUGACAGUGAGAAAUCUGACUCACUCAGGCAGGUUGUCUUCCCUGCAUUCAGAAAUGAUGCUGAGCUGUGAUCUUACGCAACAUUUUAGUUUUGCAACACAUUUAAUAGAGAAGUGGUUAAGCCAAAUGUAAAGAUACUACAUAGUCGGUCUGUUAACUCUGAUUUUUUUUUUUGCUGAUUUGGCUGCAAGUCUAUUUAACUCUAUUGUUGUGGAAAUAUACACUGACAAAGCGUAGUUGCUUUAGCUCAACCUUAUGCAUACCAAUUAUACGCGCACCUCUGUAUUAUUGGCUCAAGUCAUUUGCUUGUGUAUGGCUGAGUCAUUGUGAUGAUGAUCCCUGCACGGCGCACUUGUGCUCCAGAGAGAUGUAUUUGUAAGUGCUCUUAGUUUGCUUUUCCAAUGUUUACCCUCUACUGUUCAGUCCCUCCCAAAGGUUUCAUUGCCACAAGUUGCUGUCCUGUAAAGGAUGUGCUCAUUAUAGAGUUCUGGCAUGUCAUCCUGUGAUUCAUGUUUAGUCCAUGUCUCUCUUGCCCUGAAUAGCCUUUUAUAGCGGCCAAAUCACAAAGGAAUACUUUCUCAUAUCUAUAUUUUAAUCACUGGCCUCUAUAACAUUAAAUAGGCACCAACAGGACAUACAGUAUCUAUUUUUUUUUACGUACAUAGUUAUUCACUUUUGUCCUGCAGUAUUCAAUAUCCAUUAGUUUCCCCUACAUAUACCAUAAACAGAACUCAAAUGUAGGAUUCACAGUAUGACCACUAGAUGCAAUAAUGAGAGGGAUUUCUUCAUUUCAACUAAGCUAAUUCACUUAUUAUUAUCAGUACUAUCAUCUGGACCCUAAAGUCUGUUUUCUAUUUUCAGAUCAAAUCUCCCUCCUACUCAUUUCACACAGGGUUCAGUCCUCUGACAGCAGCUCUGGGACACACAAGAGGAAAGAGAGAGAGCACAGAACGAGCAUCAUGUACUACAUUACUCUACAUUAACUUAACUAAUAAAUAUAAUCGGCUGGCUCACACAAUCAAUCAUUUCUGUCAUGUUAAAAAAUUAAUGUUUAAUCUGCGCCGCAAGCCCUGUGAUGGCUGGUCUAAUAAAACGAACCGUCAUCUUCAACAUAUGGCGUACGUUGAUCUACUACGUGCACUGCAGGUGUAAACGCUGAAAGUGAACACUUGGCAGUCCUGAUAGUUUCACCGUCUGAACAUGUGCCCACAAUAUUAACCAAUACCCAGAAGAGUGGGACAACAUUAUCCGAUCCAUAUCAGUGUUUAACAUGUCUCUGUGAUGAUGUGCAUGUUAAAAAAGACGGUCUUGUGACAAAGAUAAUAACUUUUAUUUAUAUAACACCUUUAAAAACAGAUGUUUACAAAGUGCUCUGACAGAAGAAGCGAGCAAAGGCAGAAACAGGCAGAGGAAAAUUGACAUUUAAAAAAUGGAAAUUUAAAGAUUGGCAGUUGGUGGUUGACGGCAUCACAUCAGGAAGGUGAAAAGGAAGAAGGUGGAUGGAGGACAGAUUAAAGAGAAAGAAAUAAAUGCAUAGAUAAUAGAAUAAGAUGAGGUCACUUUCUUCACAUGUGGCUGUAUAAGUCAUUUCAGUCAGACAUUUAUUGCAGAUUUAUCCUGAACAACGAGGAAGUGGGGACAGCAUGACAUCUUCAGAUGAUAUGACUGAUACUGCACCACCUGUGUUGUGUGCUCACGUGCAUGUUGCAGUCACAGUAUAUUGUGCAGCUCUAGUCCAGACAAUACAUUGUGCAAUACAUAAACUCUGGUAACAAUGCUGUGGUAGCAUUGUCAGUGCAGUCAUGUGGACUUUUUAAGCUUUGUGUACUUGUUUCUGCUCACAAUAACAGCAUAAGAGAUUUAUCUAAAUUGAUCAUAUUCCAAGAGAUCUGGGUGUCUGAAAUGGACUAAGAGCUGUGUGAGCUUUAUUAACUGGCAGGCACUUUAAGUUGGUUCUGACGGAGGGAUUUGGUCUUAGAUCUCCAAACUUGGAAAGCAUUACAAGGCCGGGAACAUUAGCCAGCUUGCAUAAGCUGUCCUAUUGUGCUUGUCUUUGAUAAAGUAUUUACAAAAAAAUGCUGUUCUAAUAUGCUGUGUCUUCAAGGUUAUUCGAGGGAUAAAGAAAUCUUUGGCUUAAUGUUCCACAACCCAACCUCAAAGUAGAGCUACCACUGAGAUUGAGAGAGCGCUAUUGGAUUCCCCGUGGGCAGCUUUGGAGAAGUACAGUGAAGAAGUGCUGCAAAAAUUAAGGGCUCUCUUAUACCGACUUUCAUGCCCUGUGUUAUGAAAUACCACAAGAGAGUUUUACCUCAGCAUGAGCUGGAAUGUGUAGUUGUACAAGAUAAUAAAUCUUCUUUUUAUUGGCCCCAAUCUACCAUCAAGAUACUUGUAAGUGACCCAAAACUGGAGCAGCGUUAGUGCUCACUCAGAGACAGGUUUUUGUCUGCUUUAUGUAAAUUGAUGCUGCAUUUAUGUAGGACUAGAUUUUGAUACAUCACUUGCUGGCGCUGACGCCGCAAAAACAGCAGGGCAGACAGUGUAAUCGCUCAAUUAUUUUAUGAGAGGUAACAGUCACCAUCUGUUCAUGCGGCGAUGCUGGAUGCGGCUCGCUCAAUGUGACACCGUUGCGUGACAUCACUCACUAAAGAUGUAAUCUAUGAAGACGUGUGCACUGAGGGAGGCUUUUCUGUAAAAUUGUGGCCUUGUUCAGAGCCAUGAGUCAACAUGAAAGACAUGCAUGAGAGGUUGCAGAUGAGGCCAAGUGUUGUAUUUCAUUCAUGCAUCUUUAGGAGUGCAGCAGGGGAAUGAAAGAAAUUGCUCUGAAAGUUUCCAAAAUCAGUCAGAUGUGAGUGGGAGGAGUACAUGCAGAGGAUGAAUUGCUUCUUGAGGAGGAUUAUAUUAUCUGUUUGAGUUUGUGUUUGCAGCAGAUGAAUUCAUUAUUAUGAUCCCAAUUUUGAAGUGCUAUUCUUUGGUACAUCAUACUCAAUCAGCUUCAGUUAAGUUGACUCUUAAACUCCAGUGAGUUAUGAUUGCUUUCACACUUGUUUGUUGUUGUAGAGGGAUGGUGAUUUCUUGUUUUUUAACUGUUUUUUUUCAAGAAUAUUGGCUCGCAACUGGAGUACAACUUUGAUAAUACAACUUUCAUAUUUUGGAUAUAUCAUACUGUUGAAUAAGCAAUUAGUCUAUACUGUGUAACUGUUGUCUCAGCUUAAGAGAUAACAGUUUUAUCAACCCAAUUCCCAAUAUGCGCAUAAAAUGGAGUUUGGUGUCUUUUUAUUGGAGCUGUCAGAAUAUAAGGGUGCUCUCACACUUCCACCCUAAAAAGUCCACUUUGUUUGAGUGGUGCAAGUGCUCUGUCUGUACCACACUGAGGUGCCUUGGCACAGUUGGAAAAUAAGGGCUUCAAACACACCUUAACACCGAGUUAGACACCCCCCCGAGAGAUAAAUGUUGCUGACUGCUCGCUUCUCUAGUUAUACCAACUUUAGUAACGACCGCACGAUAGCAAUACACAGCGGUCUCAGGAGCCAUACACAAACCUCAACCAAAAAGCCACUCUAUAGCCACAAAUAAUGCUCAGAACAGCACCUAACUUUAUCAACAGUACAUAUAGGGUCCCAGCCACAGCACUAGACACCAAACAUCUUUUUAACUUUGCCUUAUUUCUUCAGCAAAGAGACUAAACACAACUCACCCACUCUCUUCCAGCAGCCGCUUGUUUGUACGGAGAGCUUAGACGAGUCCAUCACCGACCUCAGCGGGGAUACGCAGCUCAAGGAAGAACAUUAAUUUAACCUGACUUAAUUUUACACCAAAAUGUCCCUUUAAGUUUUUUUUUUUAAAUACUCUCACCCAACUUCCACAUGGGGCUUAAGAUAAAACAGCAGGAAGUGAAUAUGUCAGGCUGUCAAGUUUAUCAAACUAAAGCAGCAACAAACAAACAAAAAAAAACAUGUCAAGAAUGAGAGGGAGGAGGGUGAAAAUAUGACUCCUGUUCUGGCAGAUGGAAGAAAUUCAUAAUAAAAACAGAGCAUGACAGGUGUGAGUGAACCAGUCAGGUUGAAGUCUAGAGAAAUUUAUUUCACACUGACUUUUGCUGGAGAGACAGGGAGGACUCCACUGCUGAGAUGGAAAUAAACAUUCACCCAGAAUUGAAAAUGAAAGAUUUGACAUGAAUAAAUCCCCUUCAGGGAUCAAUAAAGUUCUUCUUAUCUUAUCAAUUUAAGACCAAAUAACUCAUGCUGUGCUGUAUAAGACAACUCCAUUGACCUUAAUACUGAUGAAUGAUUAGAAUCCCUCCCUCUCUGUUCCUCUCUCAGUGCACGAUCAUAUUAAUGAUUAAUUGAUUAAUUUUGUCGAGUCUUGCAGUUUUGGGUUUUCAUUGCCAGUUAAUAUUAGUAGGGUUUUAUGGCUAUUCAGAGAGUAUUUCCAAUAGGUGUUUGAUAAAGUCAAAAUUCUGCAGUUUACCACUAAGUCAGUAAAGCUGCAGUCGUGGUCUCUGUCUUGUUGUCUUGUAAAAUAAGGAUAUAACAUUAUGAAGUAGAGUCAUGUGAAGCCUGUUUGAGCCUGGAGUGGUGUAAGUGCAGGCCAGUGUGGGACUCCGUUCUUUGGCAGGGUACAGGGCAACGUAAUAAUCUGUUUCAUAAUCAGCUAAACACUUCUCACAGGAGCUCCAAGUUAAGAACUAACUGUUGCUCUCAGUGACUAAGAUGUCCAAGAUGUGUUUUUCAUGAGUCAGAUCAAUCUCUAAUCGAUCUAAAUAACUCUCAAACCGACUGCCAGCCCUUUAACAACCAUGCAGCAGAGCAAACUGAAGGUCUGACUUUUACUUUUCAAAUCCCUCCAAAAGAAGUUAAAGACUCACACUCAGGACACAUCCACCUGUUUUUGACUCCUUUCCCUCCACCUCUGCCACUUUUGCUUCCUCGACAGUUCCCGUGGGCUUUUGAGCACAGGUUGGAGAGCAGGACCAUGUUGUGGAAAAAAAAAAAAAAAGUAGCGGCUGUGCAGGAAACUCUGUAGACCCCACUCUGAUGAGGUCCCAGGAGGGCCAUGAGCACUGACUGAACAGAUUUCACAUUAACACACUGAGCAAGAGGGAAGCAAGGGAACAAGCAGGAAACAGUGCUGCUCCUCUGACUGCUUGGCAACACAUAGCCAGAGUUAAUGAAGUGUUUUUGUAAGGGGCUCUGCUUGGAAAUGGGGUGAUAAGCAGACGAAAAAAUAUAUGCACGUCGUUUUCACUGCCACAGCAGCUCCUCGGCUCCUUUUGAAUUCAACCGCUCAGUCGUGAACUGUGAGCGUUGCAUAACACUGCUCCAAGUCAAACCAGAAGCUAUGCAUAGUAGCGGGCAACAUUUCACCGCCUUGAGGCUCCAUUCAGCCUCCUCCUCCUUCUCCUCUUCAUCCCACUUGUUUUCUUCCUUGUGUCGCCCUUCCCCUCAUUCCUCCCUGCUGUCAUGCUUCAGUGGGCCACCUGAGGGGGGAUAUGUGCCCCCUCCUUUGCCUGGUGACAGCUUGCAGGGAGAUAUGGGCAGCCCUCUCAGCUUGAGGAAGCAGGAAUAGAGGGAUGUGAGAGAUGCUGGGGAUUAAAGCUUCCACAGAGAGGAACUCCACAGGGCUGAUUUGCUACUGGAGAGCCAUGAGACCUUUGCACACAUAACCUUGUGUUUUUUUCAGUUUUUGUUUUCUUUACUGCAGCAUCCAAUAAAUGUUACACAAGGGGACAGACACAAGAGAGAAAGGGCAGGCUCUUAUGUGGCAUUAACGCUAUAUAUGUAAAUGAGUGUGGCUACAGUGUCAUGCAUGUGUAGGUUGACUCUUGUAUGAUAAGGUAGGCUCUCUGUUGUGUUUUGUUUGCAGCAGAAAGUCUAAAGCAUUGGUUUGUCUCUUGUAUCUUGAGGCUGUGUUGAAGGAAAGCUUUAGUUAAUCAGAGCACAUGAUGUCAAAGUCUUUUGAAUUCAGCACUGUUUGUGUCUGGCACAGCACAGUACAGGUCUUUCUUUCUUCUCUUUCCACUGUGCUCAAAGCUUAGUUUUCUGCAGUUUUAACAAGGUUCUUGACUUCCUUUAAAAGCCUCUUUGAUAUUUUUCCACUUCUGAUUGACAGUUAAGAUUAAAAAAAGUGGUGCCUCAGGUCAGGGGGUGUUGUGUUUUAAAGAAGAGUUUAAAAAAGGUCUCUUUCCUCUUUCCAAGUGUUUGGAUGUUUGACAUCUUCUAAAUUCCGAAGUAAGGCAUAUUUAUUAGCCUCUCUAAUUACUCGCCACAAAAUCUUGGCCCAGGAUUUUGUUUACUGUGAAGUCUUGCUUUGCUGAAGGAGCAGAGAAGAAAGGAAAUGGAAAGAAAGAUGGUCAAAUCGAUGAUACUUUAAAGCUGCUCGACACUGAUAAGAAAGUGGUGUUAAAAAAUGUCAAAACACUGUAGCAUCCUGAAACGAUAUUUUUUGAUGCAAGAUCUGUUCCCAAAAGUCACCGUUUUGAUCCUAAAUCAUUAGAUACUAGGAGUGCAAUACUUGGUAUUACUUGUAUUGUGUUGUAUAUUGAUCAUGAUGCAUGUGUAGGUAUUUUUGUGCUUUUAGUCUUUGCUUUCAAAACUUAAACUGAUCCUAAACACAUGAGGAUCAUUCUCCCAAUGAGUGAUGUUCUGGACUUGUCAUCAUAUAUAUCAAUAAGUUUAGGGGUGGGAGAAAAAAUGGAUAUUGCGAUAUUUUGUCUAGAGAUCAAUACCAAGUACCGAUUUUUCAAAUUAAUGGAUAAUAUGAAACCAAAACUAUGAUAAUAGAAAAAUAAAAUCAACAAUUUGUCCAGUGAGGUUGGCAGAGGUGACAUCAUAAAGUAGGAUAAAGUUCAUACAACAAAUAUGAGGUUUGCAAGAUGUGCUGCAUGAAAAUAAAAUACAGCGUGAAUAAGACAAACAUAAAAGAAAGCCAAAUGCUAAAUUAGCUUAACAGUUAAAAAAAUUGUAAAAACCGCAACACAUCGAAUCGCAAUAAAAAAUGUUAAAACUCGCAAUGAUAUUGUAUUGUGGCCCAAUUAUCGUGAUAAUAUCGUAUUAUGGCCCAGGUAUCGUGAUAAUAUCGUAUCAUGGCCCAGGUAUCGUGAUAAUAUCGUAUCAUGGCCCAACUAUUGUGACAAUGUCAUGUUGUGUCCCAACUAUCGCGAUAAUACUGUAUUGUGGCCCAGGUAUCAUGAUAAUAUUGUACCAUGGCCCAACUAUCAUGAUAUCGUAUUGUGGCCCAGGUAUCGUGAUAAUAUUGUACCAUGGCCCAACUAUUGUGACAAUGUCGUAUUGUGUCCUUACUAUAGUGAUAAUACCAUAUUGUGGCCCAAGUAUCGUGAUAAUAUCGUAUUGUGGCCCAGGUUUUUAUGAUAACAUCGUAUCAUGACAAUAUUGUAUUGUGAGGUCACUAGUGAUUCCUACCCCUCUAAUAUAGUUGUUUAUCAUUACUGUGCUUGUAGAAACCAUGCAAAAACAGUGAUUCAAAUCUGUACUGUAAUAAAUGUGCUACCUUUUAGAUAAACACAAAGACCCCAGGCUUAUAGACCAAAACACAACACAGCCCCUUGCAUGUAAAGUUGUAGUAUCUUGCAAUAGUAAACUAACCCCAUGAAUCAUGAUUUGUGUUGUAACACUUUAUUCUUGCCCCCUACAAACACCUCUUAAACCUAUACAGCAAUCCAGUCAUUAAAACAUGACUUAAUGCUUGUCUCAGAGAUGUACCAUUUAAAUGAUACAUAUAAAGUUUUAUUUUAGGUUUCAUAUAGAUACGGUGCCAAAGUAUUUACUACUUACUUUGCUGUAGUUGAAUUCUUUCCUCUGGCCUGAUGUAAUCUUGUUAAACAAUAACCACCAGUCAACAAUGGCUUUCUUUCAGACCCCGAGGGUUGGAGAAGUUGGCUUUAGUACUUAUUGAAACUUCUACUCCUGCAGGUUUUGCUUUUACAACAAUCAGUGAAUGAACCUUUGACUCCACAAGCUGCUCCUCGGCUGCUGAGCACUCAGUUUCACCGUUGCUGCACUUUAAGGAAAACCCCCUUUCUGCUCUGUUGUUUAUUAGUAAGCCAGUUUGGUGAAGGCAUUGUUUUGCAGUCUGCUGCAGAGUAACCCAUUGUCUGGUUGAGACUGAUGGAUGAAUUGGUUAAUCAGGGUGGUGUGUGGUUGUAAGUGUGUACAGCUGAGGAAACGAUUAAACUCCGUAGUCCUCAUGAGAUCAUUUGGGCCUAAUUAACCCAUUUCUUUGUGACUACAUUGUUGGUUUAUGCACAGUCAGGCCAACGAAGCACAGAUUUUCCUGACAUCAUCAGAUACUACUGUGUCUCUAGGGGUAUAAAUCGAGUCGCCAGGAAAAUUCAAUAACAAGUUAAAGUUGGCUUGUAAUAAUAGAAACAUGAUUGCUCUUGUGUAUCUGUUAGACUUAGUAGUUCUUUGAACAGCUUCAUCUGGAGUCAUUUCAUCUUUGCUAGUUUAGCUGCUUCCAAGGAGAACAUUGGCAAAGCAUUUGGAGAGACAAAGCAUGGAGACUGAGAGAGAGAGAGAGAGAGAGAGAGAGUGAGAGACACAUGAGCAUAAUUUCGACCAUGCCAUUACUUUAACCUGUGAGCAGAGGUACAUUCAGAUAGGCUAUGUGCAUUUGAGACUGAGGGAAGUAAUUGGCCUGAAGCUGAGGUUGUGAACAAACACUCACCAAACUUUCUAGAGGGCUUAUUGCCAGUAAAAGCAGGUGAUAAAUCAAGUUUGUUUAUGUGUAACUUGUGAAACUUCUGGACACUUCCUCAUGCUGUAAAUCGUCAGCCUGAUUCACAUUGUCUGCUUUAUUUAAUCUGCUUUUUUCUCUCUCUCUCCUCUUCAGUGAAGGGUGGAUCUCAUCCUCUCCACUUCAACCGCUGCCAGCCGAUCACUCCCGCCUACUCCAAAGAUGAGUGCCAAGUCGGCCAUCAACAAGGAGGUCUUCAUACCCCACGAUGAGAAGAUGCUUGCUGCUGUGCAGGUGAAGCGAAGAACCAAGAAGAAGAUCCCUUUCCUGGCUACUGGCGGUCAAGGAGACUACAUGACGUUCAUCUGCCUCUCAGGUCAGAAGACAAAUAUAUCUUUCCCUUCUGUUCACUCUUUUUAUCUCCUCCAUGUUUGUGUUAAACUCGCUCUUCUGUGGUAUUCAUGUUUCUCUUGUGCUGUUUGGACCCCAAAUCACAUUACUACAUGUCUCCCUGAAUUUUCCCACUAAUGUUCACACUGAUGAGCCUGUUUACGUUUCCUCUGCCAAUAGGAUGACACACUAAUGAAUUUACUGCCGGGCUCUAGGUCAGCCCUUUUCAAACAGAUUGGAUUUACACUGAAAGUGAAUAAUUGUUUUAGCAGAAUCUGAGGUUUAAAUCAUUUCGUUUCCUGUGUGAACAUCAGAUGAGAUAUUGCUUGUUAAUUAAAUUAGCCAAGCAUAUUAUUCAUGAGGAGAAUAGUUGGAGCUGAUUAAUUUGAGUGCCAGCUUAUGGAGAUCAAUGACAUUUCCUAAUCUUUCCAUUUGAAUGUGUGUUAAACUCUGCUUUGGUUGCAGCAGAUCACAUAACUAACCAAAAGUUUGAAGACACUUAAUGUUGACUUAGAGGAGUUUUACCGCUGCUGUACAAAGGCGAGUACAGUCUGUCUGGACUCCAUUCACAUUCAAGGUUACCCUUUAGUUUUCUCACAAUUCAGAUCUGAGAUUCCGUCUUUAGUAAUCAAUACAACACAGUCUCAAGCAUUAACCGAAGAUUCCUGAUAAUGGACUCAGACACUGUUUUUUCUGAUGACUCAUCUCUCCUUUGAUGUAAAAAAAAACCAAAAAAACAGCGUUGGUUCAUAUAAUGCCAGUCUCAUCACGUCCCCAGCCUUCACCUCUGUACCCCGUUUGAGCUCUGCUACUUUGAAAAAUAUUGAAGCCACUAUAAACCCUUACCUCUCAGUCUGAAGGGAAAUUCAUGAAUUAUCUAUGAAGCCUCCACGAAAUGUUUUAAUGAUUACAGCAGAAUACAAGACAUUACGUGGACAGAUUUGAGUGGUUUGAAACCCAGAUGUGAUGUUUGGUUUUAAAAUAUUCAAACUAUAAGCCAUAAUUAUACAAAUUAAAACACGAAAGAAAGGCUCACACUUUUAAGACGUGGUACUAUGGAGAGAAAUAGUGAUUUUUGAGUCCUUCUCUGCAGAGACCCUGUGGAGUAUCGAGGAACUGAAAUGUCUUGUCUCAAACAAAACCUUUACACUUACCCAUUGGAAAAGUUUAAUCAGCUCUUGUUUGGACCUUUUGCUAACAGUUUGAACGAUUGAUCAUUAAUCAAACUGAUUGGAAACAUAAGCCUGAAGGUUGGGGUAUGCUGUCCAGGUGGGACUUCUCGCUCUUAAAACCUGUGUCGAUGCAGCGGGGAUACUAGACAGCCUGUCAUGCUGUUUGUGUGUGUGUAUGUGCGUCAGUCUAACCCGAGCAGAGAUGUGGAAUGUCUAAGGCAGGGUUGGCUCUAAAUCUACAGCGAUGUGUUGAAGGGUAGCCAAUUUAAACAGCCUUCAAGCUGCUAUCAGUGAAGGAUUUAUACUCCUAAACUCUGCAUCAGUGUGAGAUAAGCUUGCUGCAAGGAUGAGGUCGUCUUCCCAUCAGCUGUGUUGACGUAGCAUAAAGUUGUUUCUAAUUUUAUUUAAGUAUUUCCAACAUGCAAUUAAAUUGAAGUGCACGUAGCAUAAUGGGUGUUGUUAUUAUAAAUUUGUUUUUAUCAGAUGCAAAAUAAUAAAUAGAAUAAAAAACAGAUCCAACAGCAUGAUUUAUACAGUGGCCAUUAAAAACUGAACUUGUAUACGUAAAUGGAUUUUGCAGCUUAAAUGAAUUAAGUUCCAGGAUUCUGUCUUUUUCUUUUUCUCAUGGCUACAGCUGCCUUUUGUCUGAUUUGACCUAAUAAAUGUUUUCAGCUGUCUGCUCCAUACCAAGCUGUUGUUCUGUAUAGCAAGUGGGAGCACAGCAGAGAGGCAAGUACUGUUAUUCAGUUCACUUAGUCAUGUGGCAUUUCUUAAAACCAUCCGAGCAUUGUUUGGGGUUGAAUGCGCGCGAAUGUGCAUGUGUGUGUGUGUGUGUGUUUGCACCGUAUAGUUAAACCACGAGUGUGAAACUGGGCCGAGCCUCUCAGCUAUCUGGAGAUACAAGGCCGGUAUGUGUGCGAGUCUGAGAGUUCAGCAUGUGUAUAAAUAUGUGAACGAACUGUGUACGGACAGUAUAUAAGGAUGGGGGAAGGGGGGUCACUGACAGUCUCAUGGCCGCAGUUGCAGAUAGUCGAAGCCUGAGGGCUGUACAGUGGCAGAGUUAUGUAAUUGGUGGUAUGUCAGAGUCACAGGAAGCCUACUGUAGAGACAGCCAUGGGCACUUUAUUCCCAAGAUGAGCAGGGUGCCAACAUGAAACACCACACCAUCUCUGCGGCUCCGACACCAGGAUCAUAUGCUCUGAUUCUGUCAGAAGAUGUAGCUUAUACUGAAAAUUACCAGCCGCUUCAACUGACUGUUUAAAGUUCUCAUCUGUUAAGAAUAAAUCAGUGCUUUACAGGCACGGAAGAUGGGUAUGACGCAAUUGACCUUGAAAGGCAGCCGUUAGUUAAAGCUGUCUUUCCAGCGUGGGUGAAUCUGAGUCUUUGAAUUAGCUGCUUGUUGAACACACGGCUUUUUGUCUUAGGUAAAGGGCUACAUCUAUCAGUGCAACAACAAGGCCUGGAUAGCUGCCAUUUUUAGUGUGUUUUUUUUCACAAUAACAUGUGGCUACAGGAAAAAAAAAACGGGUUUGGCUCACACAGCUUACUGUUGUCUGGCUUGAGGGUGAAAUCUUCAAAUCAGUCGUAUAUCAGCAGAGCGAAACGAUAAUAAUUUUACAUUUUCUGUGAAGAUAAACAGAUUUUUGUCCUCAAAACCCUGACAGCAGUAUUAGAUUAAACUCACAAAAGGCAAACAGAUGUUUCGGGUGUGUUUUAGGGCUUAAGGUAAUAUUCUUCUCUUUCUUUUUUUUUGUUAAACCAGUCCAUUUUGUUUUGCAUUGUCUAGUCAUAGUCUGCUGGGUCUGAGUCUGAUUUUCAGCAAAUUCUGGAGUGGCUUCUUGGAAGUGAGGAACAAAAAAACAACUGCCAUUCACACAUCUGUGAGAUUAUGUUCAACCAAGUGAGCAAAUUUGGAGUUUUUACUUUGUCUUGAGCAGUGAAAUAUUUGGUUUAAUAAUCAAAACCGUACUUGUUGUGUUACCAGAUUUACUCUGCUCCAUGGAAUUUGGCACAAAGCUGCACACUGUACUGUUUUGCUCAGACUUCAUCUCACUUUCCAGACAAGUACAGACUCCCAGCCUGUGCUAUGCUGUGAUUUCUGAGCCGUCUUUGAUCCUAAACACAAACAUGUCAUUGCGCAUAGAAACAUAUGAUAACGCUUUAACAACAACAUCAGGGGUCUUGACGACAUAGGAGUGUGCUGGAGUGAAGCCAGAAGUUCAACAUGAACCGAGGUGGAAGGAGAGCUUUCUCUUUGAUCGUGGGGUUUCAUGUGGUGCCUUUAUGGCUGGACCUCACGGCUGCAAACACUGGACCGCCCACUGAAUGUUUGGCAGGAAAGAUGUGAGGCCAGUCUAGCCUGUUAUAACACUGUGAAGGUUCUCUGCUGCAGCUUAUUAGUCUACAUGAUUUCACUUCUCCAUCGGAUUUAAGAGGACAAAACUUUUCCUCGACUUCCAGCAGCUUCUACUUCAGUCAACUCUUAUGAUUCUCAGAAUCUUUCAGCUCCCGUUUCGUCUCACUUUCUCCUAGAUUUCUGUUAAUUACACUUACUCUAAUUGUUAUUCCUGGCACUAGAUCAUGUAGUAUAGGGCUGGGUGAAAAGGGAAAAAGUUUAUCACAAUAUAUUUUUUUCAUAUAAGUCAAUAUCGAUAUGUGUCACGAUAUAAAAAAAAUCAUGUCUAUCUUAAAUGUUCCCUGUUACUCUUAACUGAAAUUUAACAUGUACUGGACAUAAUUUACAGUGCACACUACUCUGCUUCAUGCAGUGUUGUUUUCAUUGACGAAAAUAUUUCAUCAACGCCCCUUUUUUUCCACGACAAAGACGUGACGUUGACGAGCUAAACAUAAGUCUUUGAUGACUAAAAUGUGACGAGACGAUUAUAAACUGUUAUUGACCCUGAAGAACUGUUAAUUGUGGUUAUCUCGCAGCACCAGUGUUGUUUUUGUUGACGAUGACGUUGACAAAAAUAUUUCGUCAACGUCAUCGUCAACGAAAACAACACUGGCAUCAUGUCCUCAAAAAACAAAAAACCUCCACACCACUGACAUUUUCCCGCCAGUGUUGUCGACAAUGUUGUCUGCAUUUCUGCCGGCGGUAGCACUCAUUUUCUUUUUUUCUCACUAACAGUGCUGUUGGCUUCACGCGUUAAAGUACUAUAGUUGCGUGUAGCUGCAGCCUUUUUCUGCAGCCUAUUGAAAAAGCAUAUUGACCAUGUUUUACAUCGAUAUCAGAGGAAACUAAUUUUUGAUAUAUAUCUUUAUCGUUUCAUCACCCAGCCCUAAUGUAGUUUAUUUUAAAUAUUUAUGCUGGGUUUAUUUUUCAUAUUCAAUCUGUGGAAAGGACUUCAGUUGGGAGGUGAGACCAAUCUUCAUUUUCCAGUUAAACCUCCAACCACAGUUACAAGGUCAGUGUUAUGAUAGUUCAGUCAUAAGGUCUAAAUAGACUCAUAAACCGUACAGGAGAAUUACCAGUCAAUGAGUUUGUGUUACAUCCUAUUCACAGAGGCUACAUGUUGUUUGUAACUUUGACUGAGUUUGAUCAUUCUCGCUUAGUCAGAAAGUAGACCUGAAGUGACAUUUAUAACAAGAUAAUGACAUUUUGAAUUCGUCCAACAUUGUUUUACAUCCUGUGACUUCGAUUCAGAUGAGGUUUUCCCAGAAAUAAUGUUCUAAUAUCAUCUUGUCUCAUGAGCCAAGUGUUUCGACACACCCUUCUAGAGAAGUAGCUUCUUGGUCUUCUGUUUUUUAUCUUAUUUGGGUCUGUUAAGUUUUCAUGUUUCACAAGAUUAAUAGCCACUUAUGUAACUGUAGAUGACUGAUAGUUUUAAAUGAAACCACUUAGAUUCUUGUGUAUUAUUUAACUUUUUAUAUGAGUGAUAAACAUGCUUUAUCAUGCAUCACUAACAAUAAAGAGUGAUUGUCACAGAGAAGACCGUGGAGUCACUGUGUAUUGUUGAAGCCCCAUUGACGCUCUAUGUUAAGAUGUGAAUUCCAUGUGGGACGCACGUGGGCAACUGUGUUUACUGGUGUAUUCAUGUGCACCGUAUUUAUGCAAGCAUGUUAUUUUGUGGGUUGGCGUACAUGAAUAAUGUCAUGCGUGGGCUGUGUGUCAUGUGUGUUACACUGAAGAACCUCAUCUUGCUCUGUUGGUUUGUAUUCCUCUCUGCAAGUGUGCUUUUUUUAAUUAAACGGAAUCAUUUCAAACAUUAAGUAAAGAGGAUAUACUUGCAUAAUUUGACUUCCUUUGAUUAGAGCCAGUGAUUUAUGUUCUGCUAUGAUGUUAUAAUGUCCUCCCAUUGUAUGUAACAGAGAGCCCUCUUUGUGGGAUGAAGAAAGAUCCCUCACCUUCCAUCCUGAGGAAAAAAUAAAUAAAAAAUUUACUGGCAGAGCUCACUACCAGUCUUUUCUUUGAGGCCAUGCAGAAAAUACUGUCGUUAGCGCACCAGUCUAUGUAUUGCACUUUCAGCCUCACUCCUAUUCAUCAUUAGCAGACUUGUGGCUAUUGAUUACAUGGUAAGAUGGAUGGGGGUGAGCAGAUCUUGCGGCUUACUGGUACACUAAGCUGCCCAGGCCAAUCAGAAAGUCAUAUCAGUUAUGACCUUGGUUCCAUAGUCCAGAAGAGCAUAACUCUUACUUUCGGUUUUCAUAUGAAUGCAUGUUGGCUGGUAGGUGUGUUUGCCAAGGUUAGCCCACAGACUCCUGGAUUCAUAUUUAAAAUGAUCCGAGAGGUGUGUAAGAAGUAUUUCUGCGCUUGAGGGCAAAAUGAACAGUGGGUAUAAAAUUCAAGGUUAGAACCUGCACGAAUGUUUUAUUGUAGAAAUCCACCCUAAAACUCAGUAAAGGAUUUCUUACACACUCAGGGAUCUCCAAUCUGGCUCACAGAUACUCAAUAUUAAGGGAUCAUAUCUGAUUAGUGUGGAAAAAAAAAACUAAUAGGGAAAUUCCUUACUACUUUACCACUGUUUACAUCACCAUCUAUAAAGUUGUGACUCUGCUGAAUCUAAGUGAAAGGUCUUCUGUAACAUUUCAAGGAUUCUGGACAAAUGUUUGCUAAUGAGGUUCAGCCAGAGGUGGGUGGUCUGUGUUGUGUCGGAGAAAUGUUGCCUUCUGUGGGCUCCUUACACUUCAGUGUAGCAGCAGAGACUGAUGCUGGCCUCUCUGUAUUUACUGAGGGCAGAGACAUAGAGCCCACUCACACAGGAGCAGACACAUGGGCUCAAGUCGACACUAAUACCACAUUCCUUGUUAAAGUUUGUGUGUAUGUGUGUGUGUGUGUGUGUGUGUGUGUGUGCUUUCCCGUGUGUUUGGCGUUCAUAACAAAAAUCCCCCAGUAUCUCUGUUAUGGCAACCUUUAUCUAUACCAAUUUGUUUCUCGCAGAAGCUCAACUCAUUUGCGCUGAACCAUUUUCUGGAAUAUGAACUGUCUUCACUCUUCACACUUGCCCUCUCUUAUCAUGUCAGCCUCCCUCCCCCUGAUCCUCUGAACUCCUUCCCUCUGAUCUCUUCUUGAUGAGAGUCCUUUGAGUCUUGGGAAAGGCCUCAGCGCCUCAGUGACCUGAGCUUGGCCCGGGAGAGCAGAGUUAAGACAGAAGGUAAAAAGGAAAAGAAAUGGGGGCCAGAUGGUGCAGAGAGGCUGAAGCAGCAGAGGGACAGCAUAGGUGAGACAAUACUUUUCUCUGUGCUUAUCCUCAGGACCCUUGUUGGCAGCUUACAAACAAGGUUAUUUACAUACAGUAUACUAAUAUUUAAAUAAAUCACAAGUUACUUACAACUAGGGCUAUAAUAAUAAUAAUGCAUUAGAUUUUUAUAGCGCUUUUUUGUCAGUGACCUCAAAGCGCUUUACAUCGGAUACAUCAUUCAUUAGCUCACACAGUCACACCGUGGUGGUGGUAAACUACCUUGGUAGUCACAGCGGCCCCGGAGCAGACUGACGAAAACAUGGCUGCCAGUUUGCGCCUACGGCCUCUUUGACCACCACCACACAUCAUUCACAAUCAUACACCAGUGGAGGACACACACUGGGAGCAAAGUGGGAAAGUGUCAUUUCCAAGGACACAGCGGACAGACUAGGGAUAGGGCGGGACUCGAUCCGCCAACCUUCCAGUUAUUGGCCGACCACUCUACCUCUGGAGCUACUGCUGCCCCAGUAGAGCUGGGCGAUAUGGGAAAAAAUUUAUCACAGUAUUUUUUUUUUUCAUAUCAGUCAAUAUCGAUAUAUAUCACGAUAUAAAAAAUGAAAUUUAAUACAAAUGAAAUACAAUAAGCUACUGCAUCUGUGAGGUCUCUUAGACGUUUUGUCGUAAGGCCUUGUGCUGUUAAAGUACGAUAGUUGCGAGUAGCUGCAGUCUGCUACUACGCAGUUGUUUGCUGCUUGAUGCUAAUUCAGCACAUGAUUGGUUCAGCGUGAAGUGGACCCGGAGAAACUCCCCUUUUCAUUGGCUAUUAGUAUAGUCUACCAAAACAUGGCAGAAUGUUGGCCAUCUAUUGAAAAGUAUAUUGACCAUGUUUUAUAUCGAUAUCGAGGGAAAUUAAUUUUUGAUAUAUAUCAUUACCAUUUUAUCAUCCAGCCCUACUUACAACUUAGGAGUAUAAACAUUUCGUCUUUCUUCUUUUAUGGAGAACUGACCGGGAACACAUUCAGUCUUCAUGAAAAACUAACAAAACCUGGUAUGCAUCGUCCCUGAAAUCUCUCCCUCUCUGUCUAAAAAAGAUAAAGAUAAAGAAAACACAGACACAGACACACACACACACACACACACACACACACACACACACUCUGCAGGUGGGUUAAGAUCAAUGAAAGACUCAGGUGCUCUGCAGGAAGACUGCUGUGUGCGUAUAAAAAAAGCUCCUUUGAGGCGACCUGCGUGAUUCACCAGUUUGCAGGAAAUGAGUCUGGCUCCCUCUGUAUGGAUGUGUGUAUUUGUGUGCAUGUUGGAUCAGGACACGCCUCAGUGAUUGUGACAGCUCUCUUCACAUGUCUGUGCUGCACCAAAGCCAAACUGUCUGUCAUCCUCCCUCAGCUUCUCUAUCCUUUACUGUCAGCUUUGAUCCAGACAAGACUUUCCCCAAAGAACAGACCAACAGUUAUGCGUCGUGACCUCCUCUCAUGUCCACCAACUUCUGUGAGUGCCUGUCUGGCUGAUUAGCCUGCAGGAACAGUGGGGUAUUUAUCUUCUAGCAGGAAUCUGAUGAUUGGUGUGGUGGAGGCGGCGCUUGGUCGGUGGUUUGGAAGACUCCCCUUGGCUCUCUCUAAGGCUGUGUUUACUUGUUGGUUGCUUUGCUGCAGCUCCUCUCCGGUCUGUGGGACUUUGUUAGGAACAGGAGGGUUCCAGCUUUCACUGGAGGAACCCGGGAGACGAGAGACGGGAAUAAAAGAGAUGAAACAAGAGACUGUGGGGGGAGUUCUUUCAUUUCACAUUGCAUUCCUGGAGAGUAAAGUUUGCUUGAGGGAGUUAUUUGUGGUUAGGAGCCGUUUGUUCCUUUUGUUUACUGUCUCUGUUUUGAAACCAUAGAUUUCCUGUCCCUGUAUUUAUCUUAAUUUAGAAAGUCUCGAGGGAAAUCGUUCUAGUAUUCAGGAUGUGUACUGGUUGUUUGGGUUAGAUUUAUUUUAUUAUACAUUCUUAGAUAAAGAAGAAAUGUGGGCUUAUAUUACAAUCCUUGCAUUCGCCCCCAAGUGUAGAAGAAGGUUUUAUCUACUUUAAACAUGUGAAGAUCAGUCGUUUCAUUCCAUCUGGGGGCACAGACUGUGAGAGUCAACAACAGUGCUGGGUGUGGUUCUUCUUGACCUGGAGACUUGAUGACUGUUUUCUCCUGUUUGACCAGAGGGCUUGGAGUGUAGAGGUUUUGUUUUGCUGUGCUGGGAUGUGAGUUGUUUUUCUGAAUGUUGUGGAAGUGUUGAUGGCACACGACUGCGAGGAAAGGCCCAGGGAGAUGAGGUGAUGCCACUUAGGGAUCACUGAGGAGGUAAUUAUUCAAGAAGAGGACCACCACACAGAUGUUUCUGAUAUUUUGUACUCUUACCACAUGUAUUGGCUCACUAAUAGAGUGAAAAACCAUGUCAACACAAUUCCCCCUGUACCUGGGAAAUCUCAUCUUUGUGAUGUUCUCAGCUUUUGCUCUGUGGAAAAACAGACUUAUUCUUCAGAAACAGGACUGCACGAUGACAGAAAACACUAACUUUGGUUUAAUUUGUUCUUAAAAAGACACUGUGGUUUAAUACUGACUCUGACUACUGUGUGAAAAUAGAGCCAGAGGUUGUUGUUCUGCUUUAACUGUAUGUCCUUACUCAUUCUUAACCAUGUUAAAAUACCAUUUAGAGAUGUGCUCAUAAUCUUGGUUGACCAAAGUUACACCAUGUCUCUCAAUCUUUCAUCCUCCUCUGAUGAAUUAUCACGGCACAAUAACUAUUGAGAAUCAGACUAUCUAAAUAACUUAUCUGAUAACGUUUUUUUUCCCAAUCUGCAACAAAAACAUUUAAGAGGAGACACUUUUCCCAGCCUCACUGUGUAUUUGUCAGGGGUGGGAAUCACUAGUGGUCCCAUGAUACGAUAUUAUCACGAUACUUGGGUCACGAUAUGAUAUUAUUGCGAUUUUUAACAUUUUGCCAUACAGUGAAUAUUGCGAUACAAUAUCUUGCGAUUCAUCUCUGAGACAAGCAUUAAGUUAUGUUUUAAUGACUGAAGUGCUGUAUAGGUUUAAGAGGUGUUUGUAGGGGGCAAGAAUACAGUGUUACAACACAAAUCAUGAUUCAUGGGGUUAGUUUACUAUUGCAAGAUACUACAACUUUACAUGCAAAGGGGCUGUGUUGUGUUUUGGUCUAUAAGCCUGGGGUCUUUGUGUUUAUCUAAAGGUAGCAGAUUUAUUACAGGACAGAUUUGAACCACUGUUUUCGCAUGGUUUCAAGUAGGAGAGUAAUGAUUAACAACUAUAUUAGGGGUGGGAAUCACUUGUGGCCCCACGAUAUGAUAUUAUCAUGAUACUUGGGCCACAGUACGAUAUUAUCACGAUAAUUGGGCCAUGAUACAAUAUUAUUGUGAUUUUUAACAGUGAGUAUUGCGGUACAAUAUAUUGGGAUUCAUACAUUUUUUUCAACUGUUUAGCUAAUUGAGCCUUUGGAUUUCCUUAAUGUUUGUCUUAUUUACGCUGUAUUUUAUUUUCCUGUAGCACAUCUUGCAAACCUUAUAUAUAUAUAUGUUGUAUUAACUUUCUCGUGCUCUAUGAUGUCACCUCUGCCAAUCACACAGGGCAAACAGUUGAUUUUAUUUUUCCAUUAUCAUACUUUCGACAUCAUAUUAGCAAUGAAUUUGAAAAAUUGAUAAUUGGUAAAUGAGACGAUACGAUAUAUAAUCAUAUAUCAUCAGACAAAAUAUCUCGAUACUAUGCUGUAUUGAUUUUUUCUCCCACCCCCAGUAUUUGUUAAGCACAUCGCAGUGCAUAUUGAUGUGAACACAGAUCUGAAGAACACAAAACCUUACAGCUUUUACUCUUAACCUCAAGCAGACAUGUCAUGCAUUUUUAGAUCCACAUUUAUUCAAUAAACCAGCUUAUGCAGGUUAUUUUGAAUGCAGGACUUGGCUGUCUGGACUUUUUUUUUUUGUCAGAUGAACUAUCUGACUCCAGGCAACCUUACAAAUUGAAGAAGUCUCUGCUGGAACAGGAGAGUCCAAAAUUGCAAUGACUGUUUUGAAUUUCUGUCAAUCCAAUCCUGUGAUUGAUGGAACAAAAAGAUGUUUGAAUAAAAUUAAAUAGUCUUAUUCAGGAUGUUGUUAUUAAGAAGGUCUCCCUCCCAUCCCUGCAAAUAAUGGGUGAAAAUUUACCCUUCCUGUGAAAAUAACAUGUGACUGUUUGACCAAAUAGAUUUUGUGCGGAUGAGAGCUCAUCGACCAACUAAUCAAAUAACCAACCUGAGGGUGUCACCCCCGUAAAAUUUGCAAAACCAGCCUAGUGACAGAAAGUUUUUAAAACAAAAACUCACUCCCACUACCUGUCAACUGUCACCAUACUUCUUCAUGCCUGAGGGGCUGACAGUAAACACUCUGCAGCAUGUUUGCAGGGUUAACAGCCGUGAUCGUCCCUUUUGACACUAUCUCUAAAGCAAUAGUGUUGUGUUCCUGUUUACAGUUAACUGUUAGGUGACACACAGACUCUGCAGCACAGUGGUCAGCUCACUCUGUGCCCUUCCUCACAGCAUCCUCCCAUCUCGGCUCUGUAAAUGAAAGAAAACUGAAGGGGACGGGGAAAGACAAGAUAGAUGUAAAGAAAGAGCAAAGAGCCUUGGCCUCAUAAAAGUCAGCCAUCCUUAUAAUUAGCCGAUACUCUGUUCCUGUCCAGCUGAGAGACUUCACAACCAAACAUUAAUAACAAACUGUCUUUGCAUAAUCAAACCGACUUUCCAACACGCUUCAUUGAGCUGUCUCUCAGGACAGUGAAAGCACAAGUGGCUUGUUUGAAGAAAAAUGUUUCCAUCAUCGGCAACUAGGCUGUAACAAUAAGGUCAUAAAUCAGGAGAGAUUUUUCACAUUUGACAGUUUAUUGAAAUGACGCAAUUAAUGGAAAAUGUUAGUGCAGUUUUACACUUCUAAUGGUGAAUUUUUCUCUUUCUGUUCUCCUCUAAUCUGCUACAGCUCCUGUCAACUUCAACAAAAUGCCAAGCUAAUUAAACAACAUCUACGCUCAGACUAUUGGCUCUGUAGCUAUUUUCAAUUUACUGUUUGGUCUUACAUUGGAUUUAGAUAAUGUGUGCAGUAUUGUCAUGAACCAUAAAGUCAGGAAAUUAACAUCUGCCAAGGAUCAAAUUCAGGUAGACUUUCAAAUGUCAUUUUGUAAUAAAUUGGUAAUUAUUAACUUUUUACUUUCACAAUUGCUGUUUUCACAACUGUUUUUUGGGGGCAACAAGACUCUUUUUAGGUGAGACCAGGCUUUAACGAUGAACAGUUCUUAAAAAAACUGUCUGCAAAAAACUCAAUUAUCAUUUUGGACGAUAAAAAAUGUGCAUAACCUGUCCAUUUUUUUAUCAACCUGCUGCCUCGGCUAGUGAGUCAAAGAGUCGAAUUUGGACCCUGCAUAUACACUGUAUAAUAAAUGGUUGUUUAAACUUUGAUAGUAAGCCCGGACUUUUAACUCAGUGUCUUAUUACGUUAUUCUUCUCUCUAUUCUCUUUACUACUCUUGCAAAAUCAUAAUAUGAUGCAUACUUGGAGAGGCAAACUCUAGCCAUCACAAUAACUAAUUUAAACUCAAUAUUUUGUACUUUUUGCUCUCCAACAAUCCUCUCUAAAAUGUUUGCAAGAUGGAACCUCCUGGCAUAACACUGCUGACUGUUUUAUUUUCCUCCACUGCUUCCCAACACUGCUUGUUCAAAACACAACUUGGUUCCCUGGACUUAGGAAAACAGAAUUAAAAUACAAAUAUAUAAGCAAACAUAUCUCCAAGUAGUUCUAUCCUUUAAAAAGCCAUUUCCUUUUUCGCUGAAGUCUGAAGUUCCACUUUGAAAGCUGUUGUUUUAAUUCUGCUGAAAUGUUCAGACUCACUUUGACAUAUUCACCGGCAGUUGUUCUUUUGCAGAUAUAACAUUAUUCAACUUGAACUGGGCGUUUGCCAGCUGCCAUUGCAACACUUUUCUUGGGUACGGUGCUUUAGGAACACAUUUUGUCUAACAUACGCUGCAGCACUCCCUGAUGUAAACACUGGAGCUUGUUAAUGGUCCCCCAAGCAGCGCAGGACUGUCUAUCUGUCAACUACUUACAGAGGACCGAGUCAAAUUACUUGGGUGUUUAUGUUAUUAACACGCCUAUCUCUGUCUGACUUCAGUGCACUUGAUUGGGUCAUUUGUUUUUUUGAAAGCUGAUGGUUAAGAUGAUCAACUUCAGUAGAGGGUGUCCUACAUUCUCUCUGUUAAAGGAUUUUUUUUUUUAAGAGUACGGUUGUAUGAGGUAACCCUCUGAGUGUACUCGGGAUUCUGGAAAGCUCAGCCUCUUUGCUGAGAAAGCGGCUGGCGAACCGGAACAGGAGGCUAUGAACCACUAUAGACAGAAUAAACCCACCACAGAGUUAGGAGUGGUAAUGCAUCAGUAACUGAAGAAAAGGUGUCGAAGAAAGAACAAGUGUCGAUAGAAUAGUUUGAGUUCUGUUAACAGUGGCAGAUUUAAUCAGAAUGUAGACACAAGUUUUAGUUGUUUAAAGUGAUCUUGUACUCACUUGACCUUAAUCAGCGUUUCAACCGGCUCUGUGUUGGAGGAAAAAAAAGAAACAGCAUACAGAGAGAGACUCAGUAAAGGCUCUGUUGGCUGAAAAACUGACACUGCACAAUCAUCCUGGCUUCAUGCCUUCAGUUUAAUUCAUCAUCGGUUUUGGCUGACAAAAACGUACAUCUGGAAAAAGGAUCCAGUUGUAUGGAAACAUAUGGUUCAAAUGCUGCCAGAUGGCAUAUUUUCACUCCCUGGGUACUCUCUCUCUCUGUGUUUUUACACUCUACAGAAACUGUGGGGUAGAAAUGUGAAAAAUCAGUUUUUACCUUUGUUGGUGCUCUGUGAGAAUGCAUGCUUUUAUAACUGUCCACUAAAAGAUCUAUCAACUCUAUUUUUUUUUUUUUUCUACCUUUGGCAUUUUGAUGAAAAAAGUGAUUUAUUUUCAGGAAUAGAAAUUUGAGUUUGGCCGUCUCUCCCUCAUUUUGAAGUACAGGUGCAUCCAGUAAAUCUGUUCUCUUAAGUGUCCCUCUGAGACUCUGCUCAUCAUGGAAACAAACCUUUAAUAUGUGAGACACUAAAGAUUCUCUCAGAUAUGAGGACGGCUACAGCAAAGUAAACAGAAUAAAGUUUACCUGCUCAGGAGAGAAGAAGAUGAGGAAGGAAGGAGCUGUGGAGAGUGACUGAGACUGAAAUGUAGGGGGGAAGGGAAGGGUAAGAUCUAACCUCUGAUAGUCUCUACUGGAAGGAAGGAGGCUUUGAUACGGAAAGCAAUUACUGCGCUUGAAUUUGUAUUAUGUAACACGAGUCAGGGAUUACCUGUUUUUGUAAAGGAAAGUCACAGAUAAGGCUUUUUGUGUGGCUUGCAUUGUAGAAGUAUGAUCCACAAUGGAUGUUAAAUUAUUUCACAUGAUAUAUUCUCUUUAUUUCACUGCUUUAAAAUAUAAAUUUGAUAAAAACAUAUAUCUAGAGUGAGAUUAAAGCCUGUUCCAACACAGUGAAACUAUGUUAUCUAUGAUGCGUUUAUCUGUCUUGGAGGAUUUAUCCUUUGAGUAAUGUUCGCUUUGGAUCUAGAAACAUAUUUUUGAGCCCUCCUGGUGUUAUAUGUGUUUGGCCUUGAUGUGCAAGUCCUUUGAUUGCCAGAAAGGUGUCUAAUAUCUCAAGUGCUGCAUAAAUAAAUCAUCUGCCUUGGCCAGAGGAGUUGAUCAGUUUAUGCAUGUCCUUUGUAAGUUGUCAGCUUCUCCUGGGGGCAUGUCUGCUCCCAGAUAAACACAUUUUUCUCCGCACACUCAUCUUCAUCAUUUUCUGUCGUUUUCAGACAAAUCUCCUCAGAGACUAUGAGCGAGAGAAAACUGUGUAUUACCCGAGAGGUUAGAGGGAGAUUUGUUUUUUUUCUGUUUGUAUCCAACAUUAUUUAUCCUCUCUACACACCCAGCACUGAAAUGGUUCUUUUGUCUAUUGUCAGCUCAAUGUAAACCUUUAUCAUGUAGCUCGUAAAGCAGAAAUCAAAAUGUUUCAUUUCCAGCAUGACGGAGGUAUUCUCACUUAGAUACAAGAAACUGUAAGAUUGCAUUGACCUUGGGGAGACUUCAGCCGGACUGGGGGGAAAAAAUAACUUGAAAGAGAACAUACUUCUCUGUUCUACAUCAGCAGACUCUUCUCCCUCCAACUGUCCAAUAUCUGUGAUGCAUACUAGUUAGUGCAAGAUCUUUCUCAUCUUAUAUAAACAUUAUCCUGUGGUAGAGGUGUCCUGAUCUGAUAUUGUUAUCAGAUAUCUGUCCCAUAUCAGCAAAUAAAUGAAUAUCGGAAUAUAUUGGCCUGUAGUGUUGGGCGGUAUGAUGGUAUAGACCAGUGGUUCUCAAGUCUAGUCCUCGAGGCCAACUGUCCUGCAUGUUUUGGAUGUUUCCCUGCUCCCACACACCUGAUUCAAAUGAUCAGCUCGUUAUCAAGCCAUUACAGAGCUUGAUAACGAGCUGAUCAUUUGAAUCAGGUGUGUUGGAGCAGGGAGCAACUGAGUGAAACACUUAAAAUGCAUAAGUUUGUGCUAUGAUAUAUCGGCCAGUAUUGAAGGCUACAAUUUUGGUAUCAUAUCGGAAGUUUAAAAAAGUUGAAUCGGGACACCUCUCACUUGGGAUUCCAUAAUUAUUAAAGAAGUACACUUUAUAUGGUGAAUUUAAGAAAUUUCCUAAAGGUUUACAUUGAAACGAAUCAAAUUAAUGUUGCUUUUAUUCAUGUAUACAAACAUGUGGUCUCUCAGGGGGGAAAAGGAAAGCCAAGUAGCAAGCACCAAAGAAAAAAAAGCAAUAUGGAAGUCACAAAAUCUGCAGUAAGUCAAAAAGUCACUUAGCUGGUUUCAACAGGAAGUCAAGGAGACCCAUCCUACGUCAGUUUCAGCCUGAGUGGAGGUUUUCCAAACUAUACAACAACAAAAAAAAAAGGAGUUUGUUGAGUGACUAGUCGUCUGUCUCGCUGUCUGAAAAGCAUGUAUGGGCUGAGCAUAUUGCAUUUGCUUGAAGAAAUCAGCCUGUAUAAUUGGUCUGUUUAUGGCUUGAGUGAGUCUGGUUGUCCAGUAAGCCGGCUGUUCACUAAGUUUUCAUCUCAGCUGGUUCCAUCACUGAACUUUAUGUACUUUUGAAAUGUUUUCAACUGAGCGUUUAACACAAAGUUUGCACAGUGAAUACUGCUAAUUAACUGUCUAGUGAGUCUGUCUAUCAGUUUUUUUGGGGUGGGUGGAAAUGUACUCCAUAUGUGAACACUCAUUAGUAAGAAUCAGUGCCCCCACUCAUGAUAUCAAGCUGUUUCGCUCGGUCAUUGUUUCUCAUACUGUAGUUUAUGUAAGCCUUUGCUUGCAUGGGAUUUAGGAUUACUGUUGGCUUUUGCUCGAUUAUUUCCUGUGAAAAACCCUUUGUGUAGAUUUUCCUGUUGCAGGCUUUCUGGACAAUAGUCAAUAUGACCCAUUUCCUCCCUAUGCUGCAAGAAUGUAUAAGACGGAGAAAUAAAACGGCAUUGUUACCUUAUUGAAACUUAAUGUUUCUGCUACAAAGUUGUGUUUCCAUUUCUCCAGGAAAGGAACCGGCUUGUUAACUGUCUGUAAGUGAUUGAGGCGAAGACCGAGAAUUAUCGAUCAGGCUCUUAUGCAGAAAAGCCCCGGCAACCCUCUCAGUAAAUAUUUGUUGAGCUCGCUCUCUCUCCAUCCCUGAGAACAAUACAGACAGCGUAUGCUAAUUUAUACUUUGGGAAGGCAAACAUUGAACACGGAGAAAGCUCUCCUCCGCUCAUAAAUAAGACAGAGACAGAGAAGAAGUGCUGAACCAUCCAUUCCAACUGUGUGACUCGCUGAGCCGCAGCUUUAUAUUAACCUUUUUUCUCUACUUGGUAGUCAUGUCACAUAUUUAUUCUUUGGAGGUUUCAAAGGAUGUUUUCUCACCACUAUAGUAUUUUAAAAUAGAACAUUAUUUUGUUUACAUGUGUGUAGAUGGCUUGUUACAUUGACUCACAAGUUAUUAAUAUAUGACCCCCUCCUGUCAACACCAGAGAACGGCUGUCGUCUUUUCAAUAAAGUAAUAUGCUGUACACACUGAAGGCAGAGGGCACGUACAGUUAUCGUCUAAGUUCAUAUAUAACUCUCACUGAUGCCACAAAUUCUAACUUAGUUUUAAACAAGGUGGCCCCGGGGCUCCUCUAUUUUUUGACAGCAUGUCAUGUGUUUCAACCAGUUUUCAGUCUGACCCCCUUAAGCUUGGCAGAAAUGCUCUCUGCCUGUGUUCAGUUUUCUGUCAGACUACAGCUGACAGAGGAAGAACAGGGAAGAUUUAGAAGUAGAAAAAGAAAAAACGUCCUCUUUAGGGUUUCUUUUAAGGCGUAGCAGGAUUGAUACCACCAGAUUUAAUGAAUUCAGAGUUGUAUCUGAUGGUACAGUUCUAUGCUUGCUGAGCCUGAUGAUUCUUAUAUCAUUUUAAAGCAGCUAGUAUUGAUUUUGAAGUAGGGCACAUGGAUUUGCUGAGCAAGUACAUCUGGAUUUAACUCUAUCAGUCUCUUUUAAAGGGUGGGGAUUUAUCUACAGUCCCAAAACGUGGAGAAUUUCUGCCCUCCAAGCAAAUCUGAGUCCAACCGGGCUCUACAAGACAAGGUGCAGAGAGCUAGAUUUGAUACCAUACAAUACUCAUUUAUCAUUUUCUUCAUGUAAUUGUUCGUCUGAAGGAGUAUUUAAAGCUGCAGUGUUGGAUCCAUAGAAACUUUUCCGUUGCUCUUGCUUUGUAAGGGAGGUUUACACAGUGAGUGAUUUUGUGUUCCCUGAGGCCCAAAAGUUCACGGUGCUAAUGCUUGUGAUUGGGACAAGGUCCAAGACAUUCUCUCCAAAUCCCUGACUUAAGUCUUUUUCUAAUCCAUUCCCCCUUCAGAGGCUACAAGCAAGCGAGUGUUUGAGGAAGAGACAAUAAAAGAAAGCUGAAAGUUGCUUCAAAGGACUGAUUGACAACCAAGAAACGAUAACAGAGUUGUGUUGUGGUGUUUCAUUCAUGCACAGGGAGAAGACUCACGCUGUUGCGGGAUGUUUGUCCAGUGUGCUGAAGAAUUCAUACAGACAGCACUGAAUCUACUCAGCCUAAAUAAUUAGACCUUGUGGGGACUAUCAGAGACAUUUUUGGAAAACACACACACUUAUGACAGCCCUCCCCCAAAUACACAAGCACACUGCUCCCCAUAAUGUCACUCUUAGUUAUAGUUAUCAGAUUAAAGCCAGCCUGUUGCCAGAUAAGAAUUAAUGACUUACUUGGCUCUGACGGGACGAAGUCUUAAGCAACUUUGUGAUCAAGUCAGAUUUGAAUCAGGUGUUGGACAGCUAGACUGUUUGGAUGAGCCAUUUUGAAGAAGUAAGUGUUUUAUUGUUGUAGCGGGUAAGCAAAAACUGGCCAGCAGUUUCUGGUGAUAAUUUCCACCCGAGUGGAACAUUUGACAGAAACUUGUUAGAUUGUCAAAAAUCUCUUGCGUGGGUUUAAAAUAGUUGACUUCCAACCCGCGGAGAGUCUUGAACUCUCGUGUUUUCGUCUCUCCUUUAAAUGGGGCAAACUACACCAGCUGUAUCAGAGGCAGAAGUGCGGACUGCUCAUUAAAAGUUGCAGAGAUCAAAGUUUAAUUGGAAGUGUUAAGGCAAAGAAAAGCACUGUGUCGGCUCGCAUAGAAUGCAAUUACUUUUACAUGUCUGUCAAUUACAGUGUGUGUACUAUGUGUGUGUGUGUGUGAGGUAUUUUUAGGACAAAAAAGUCAAGAAGCUUUAAGAAGUGGUGUUAAGUUUGUCUCUGUUAAAGCGGCGGAGGAGGAGCUGAGGAGUUUUAGCUCAUUACGGGACAGACUUCAUCUUUACAAUCUGCAAAAGCAAAGGAGACCCUGUAAUAACUUUCCCUCAGUCUUUAUGUUAUUGAUGUGCAGGAAAGCAAAGGUUUGUAUAAUCUCAGGCAAAGUUUGAGUCAGUCACUGCCAGUUAAAGCAUGUGUUUAACACGAUCAGUUACGCCGCGCUCUUCUGAACAAAACAUCUUUUAAUCAAGGCAUUCGCUGAUGGACACGAAGAAAAACAACUGCAAACGAGUCCUUCCAGAAGACAGAAAAUCAAAGUUGGCCUUCAUUCAGUAAACUUAUCAGAUUUGUUAAAUCAGAUGAUGAAAACAGUACGAUUUGAUUAUAACCGGACAAUAACUAAGACUACUCUUUAUCAGCUUUACAUCUAUUCUUGGAAAUAAUAAUGCUGCACAAAUGGUUUUAAUUAACAGGUGCAUGAGGUUACGCUGCUUGUCUGAUUUUACACAUAUGUGGUCAUUCUAGGUUGAGAUGUGACCUUAAGGAAUCAUGAUAACACUCGAGAUGGAGUUCACCCAGCGGUUGUGAGGCUUGACUCUGACUUGAUAUUUCUUGCCUCAGAACAAACUGAUAAAAGUGAGGGGAGUAACUUUCAUUUCCUCCCACUCUUGCUCUCUUCACUGUCUUCUCUUUAUACCCAACAUGUGUAGCUCUCCCACAUCUCCUCCACGCAUUACUCCCUUGAUUCCUACCUUGUGUUGUAUUGAGACAGAGUCUUUGGAUUUGAAGCUAAAUAAGACAAAUUCUGAACUCACAGGCACAGAAAAGACAUCCAUGAACUGUUUACUUUGCGUUUGUUUGUGAUCUUCAGCAUGAUUGUUUCUUAAAUUUAGACUCUUAUAGUGAUUUUCCUGCCUUUUCUGUCACUUCCAACUUCAAGAUGUUUAAAGUUCAGCCUUUAAAAUCUGCAAGUGCUCUUGUUGACAGGAAGAUAAAGCUUGACUCUGAGAAUAACACAGUUGCAGUUUCUUUUUGGCGCUCAGUGCCUAUUGCAUGUCAAUAAAAAGUCUAUGGGUGUGGGCCACUGGCCAGUAGGAUAUGAACUAGCGGUCUGUUUAAAGAUUGUGUCAUCUGACAUUAGGUCACUAUAUAAAUAGAGUGCUCCAUCAAAAAAUCAAUUUUAAUUUCCAUAAGUGUAGUCUGCAUCCCACAAGCCUGAUGUGAUAAAUGGUAGAGUUUAAAUCUAUGUUAAUAUGUGCGGUAAAUGCUAUUUUUAUUCUUCAUCCAGUUUUCAUAUUCUCCUUCCUUACAAGAUUAACUGAAUAAGUGAAAAGGUUUUGCGCAAAGCUUCCAAAUGGCCCUCAAAAUUAAGAGUCAUAUUUCCCAGAUCAAUGAAAGAUCACAACAAUAAACAGCACAUCCUUUUAUGCGGGGAGCACACUUUCACAGAUAGACUCGUCUUCAUUAGCUUCUCCUAUAAUCUAUAAACAUCAGAUGGGCAGAUCAAUAAAGCAUAUGGGAGGUCUUCUGUCUUAACAACAUAACAAUCUAGUACUGCGCUGUUCUUCAUUUGUUACGAAUCAGGGUAUCUCACUUACCAAUUAAGGAUUGUUUUUGCCGGUCGUGCCUCUGUCCUCAGGGACCUGAUCAGUCAUGUAAAUAAAAGGGUCUGUGUUGGGAAGCAGUGGAAAGUAGGAGGUAAUGGUCUCUGUUGUUCACCUUGCUUAGCCUUUGUGUUCACUGAUCGAUCAGCUGGAGAAUAACAAACGAAAGUUCACGGACAAAGUGCCCAUUAGCUGUUGUGCAAUAAGCUGAUCCUGUUCUCGUAUUGAUUUUGAAGCUCAGGGUUUUUGACAGAAAGUGAAGUGUUUGUGAGAAUGUAGGUCUUCAGGUGAUUUCACAGAACUUUCUGUUACUCAGUAUGUGAUAGUUGAAAGUUAGCAUCAGUAAAAUCAUUCCACAUUAGUACACAAGUUAUAAUGCACUAUUUUCACAAAAAUGAGAGUAAUAGUUGGGCUAAUUUUGGUGUUACCUACAGCUGACCACCGGUGAGAACAAUAAACAAGCUGUAGAGUCGCUGCGCAAGUAUCCCCCACACCUGUUCACAUUUACUCCCCUAACAUACUUGACUUCGGUUUCAAUUCAAAGGUCAAACAAGCGGCUGCUGGAAGAGAGUGGGUGAGUUGUGUUUAGUCUCUUUGCUAAAGAAAUUAGGCAAAGCUAAAAAGAUGUUUGGGGGUUAGUGCUGUGGCUAGGACCCUAUAUGUCCUGUUGAUGAAGUUAGGUGCUGUUCUGAGCAUUACUUGUGGCUAUAGAGUGGCGUUUUGGUUGAGUGUAACUCGGUUUUACUCAGUGUGUUUGACCCUAAAUUAAUUUUACGCCUGAAUAUCCCUUUAAACCAGUCAUCUCUGUGCCUGGUCUUACCUGCAUUUGAGUGAACUUGCGAUAAGUGUUGCCAAGUUACUUUCAUCUAUUCACUCUCUUCUCCAAUCAAAAUAUUCACAGGGUUCCAAUAACAUGACCCAAAACAGAGAGUAUAUUGAUAGCGAAAUACUCAAACUUGUAAAAACAUUCUCACUGCCAACAGAAGCUUUUCACAGGUACAUGUAAGUCUAUUACCAAAAGUGUAAUUAUUAAGCAGCAUAAUCAUGGACUGGACAGAGUUAAUGCUCAGAGCUGACAUCCUACACGAAACCUGAGAGACCACACCAACCAGUGUGAUCAGCACCUGCAGGUUGGGGACAGUGCCCUGUACUUAUUCGACAUCGGCUGUAGCUGAAAGGAGAGCUCUUUGAAUAAAUCACACAGGUCUCACUUGUUAAAAAAGAGUCACGUCCGAUCACGGAUUAAUCUCUCUUAUCUAAGCACACUUUAAUCAAUUAUCCUUUUCAUCUGUUAUCCUGCCAUCCCCUUUUUUUCUUUGACCAUUGCUGGUUUUUAUUCAACCUAUUUGUCAAAGCAGAGUAUGAUAUAUUGCUUUCUAAUUUGACAAUGACAAAUUAUCUUUUAUACGUUAUUUUCAUGUCUUAUUUGGGACUUAACUGAGCCCAGAAAUUAAAGCGUUGAAUUUUAAUGAGCUCUUUGUUCCCUGUUGGUUUCUCUCGCAGUCUUUCUUAAAUUCUUUCUCCAUCACGCCUCUUGCCCUCGUCCCUUGCCUGUGCUUACAGUGCAGUAGCCUUACUGUUCCUGUGAAUGGCAUGCAUGUUAAUUGCGGUAAUGAAGGUCACCCAAAGAAGCAGCUGGAGUCCUUCUCUGUAUCUACAACACUUCCUGUAGGGAAGUUAGUGCCUUGCGUGCGCCUCACCAGGACACCAAAAACACCAUAUGCUCCCCUCCCACCACCUCACACCUCUCUGAGGGCUACUGCUGAGAAAGAUAAUCACAGAGCCGUGGGCAUGGCGGAGCAUGUGAGAUAAUACAGUGUUGAGUUCAGUUUGAGCAAUAAUUGCUGUCUGGUAGCACAGAGACUCUACUGGGCAAAUUUGUCUUUCUGACCACCUAAUGAAUGAAUUAAUGGGUCCACCUCCUCCUGAGCUUCGUAUUACAAUUUGCAUAUUGUCAUUUUGUUUGCAGUUGCUCUGCAAAUGUUCAAAGGUCCUGGAACAUUUGUGUAAAGCUCACAAAGAGUCCAAACACUUUUUACCGAGUCUCCACAUUUCAAUCUGAGUUUUAUCUUAUUCUGCUUUUCCUCACAGACCACAAAGCUGGCAGCACAACUGUGUGUGUGGUGCACAUCUAUUAUAGAUUUCUCACUUACCUUUUGUUGCUGUCUGGUGGAAAACCAUUUAUCUUCAAAUGAAAACUUUUUACAAAGGAGGGACACAACCUUAUUUUGAGCAAGGUGACAAUGCAUUUUUGAGAUAAGCUGGAGGAUUUGGAAACCGUUCCAUGAGCUUUAGACUUUGAAGAAUUCCCUCAACUUGUAAUCCUUCUGCUUAAUCAAAAAUGCACGAAUCCUGAAACCCUCGAGGUGCAUGGAUUUACCGGACACCAGGGCCCCUGCAAAAAUGUGUGAUAAGGGCUGAGUAAAAUGCUUUCCAAUUUUCUUUUUAAUUUGAACACCGCAGAUGGGGAAAUAUCAGCAAGUCUAAGAGCCUCAUGAAGAAUAUCAGUCAGGAAAGCGAUGGAAAAUCUGGCCAGAGAAUUCUUCAAAAAAAUUAACAGGAGAUGUGCAAGUUUUUGAAAAGUCAUGCUCUCUAGGUUUGUACUUAAUAAACCUUUAAUUGACAGUGGCUUUUAGGCUCUACAUUCAGAAUUGUGUAAAUUUUAACCACUCAGCAAACUCCGACCAUCCUUUCAGAUUGCUUUUUAAUGAUGGUCCCAAUCACCUACUCAUUAAAGAUCACUCCCUGAUGCUUUUUUAAGUUUGAGGUAGAGCUAGUGCAGCUUUUAUCACCCUGAGCAAACUCACCCCCAAUGUCCACCGCAUCUGGAACGGCUAUGAAAAGGCUGUAUCCGCUGAUCGCAGCUGAUCGUCACCAUUCAAGUUAAUGUGUCGAUUUCCACCGACUUCUUUCCAUUCCACUGCGGAUCUCCGGACUCCGCAGCUGAUUGCAAGAGCUGAAGCAUGCUGGAUAAAUUCAGCACAGUUUAACCUGUGCUGGAAAGGAAGUUGAGCACAGACACAAAAUAAAACACCCGGCUUCUUUUCAAAAUAAAACACGCCAUGUUUCAGGCGAAUCGUAUUUUACACCAUGCAAAAAGGCGGGAACGAACAAGUGAAAGGUUUUAAGACAGCUUUUCAACCCGAUGACACCAUAAAUGAGGAGAUGCUGAUUCCAAAAGUCUAGAAGUGGAUUUCAUCCUCUGGUAGGCCACAAUCUACUGCUUAUAUGGUUAUGUGGCUGUCUUUAUAGAGACAACUUGUUAUCGCGCGAUUGCACGUGAAUCUGCGGGUUCUUGUAAUUUUCACAAAUUGAUCCGUUCUGCAUUGGAGCCGUUGCGGAUGUGGUGGAAAUUCGGGGUCAGUCUGGCUGAUACUGUAUAGGAUGAUACAUACAGUAUCAUAAGAGGUUAGUUUUUCACUUGAGAAGGCUGUGUCCAGUCCAGACAUGUCACAGACAUCACAUAUAGUCUCUACGCCCUACAGGGACAUUGCUUGUUUUAUGAAAGUCAUACUUGACGAGUCUCCUGAACUAACAGUAUGAUUAAAGUAUUUUUCCUAAUCCCUACACAUAACUUAUUCGUAGUGGGGGUUCAGGUCAACACCAGGCAAUCAGACAACUUGAAGUUUCAUGUUCAUCAGGAUUUAAAGGUUAGACAGGAUGAGGACUGGCACUUUGGCAUCUCACUCUCUCCAGGCAGCUGUGUGGCUCAGCAGCCAGGUGACAGCAGCCUGCAGGGACUCUCGAGGUCUACUGCGGGGACUUCCUCUGUCAGACAUUGGGUGGGCUGUUUUCUGGUAUUUCACAUUAAGGGCAUGGCUCAGCACCCCCCCCAGGAUCCCUGACAGUGCCGUGUUCGUACACUGAGUACAGUUCGCUGCAAAGCACGCGUACACUUAUACAGGAAAAUGAGUGUUUGUGUGAUAUUUAUUCAUUUAGGCACAGGAAGAAGAUGAUGUCAAAGGAGGUGCUGAUGUUUUGAUGUUUAAGUUUGGCUCGUCUUACGUGUGUUUUGUUUAAGAUGAAGCCAAGGAAGAGCUGAAUUUCUCAUUAUUUUCUCGCACUCAACACGGCACUAAAAGCGGAAGGAAAGGAAGAAUGAUAUCAUCGUUUACUAUCUGUCCUCAACCCCCAGCUGUUUUCCUGCCACAUGGAACAUCUUUCAUGGCAAGAACAGAUGGAAACUCACUGACUGAUGGAACAAACGGAGCUCUUCCUGUUUAUUCCUGACAAAGUAGCAAUCUGUGCUCUUUAGUGACACUUUUUUCUCUGUGUGAAGGCCAAUCACUUCUGCUUAUCCAUCAGACAUUGGCUUCAGCUCAACACACGGUUCAGUAGAGGACAGUUUCAGUCAAACCAUGUCAGAUUGUGAGAUUAAUAUUGCUGUGAUUUCUGUGCGUGUUGUAUAGAGAUUGAACCAAGGUGUGCUUGGUGUGGCGAAGGUUAAAGGCAAAGUAAGUGUCCUUUACAACCACAACAUGAAAAGCAACAAAAGUGUUAAAUUAUCAAAAAGGUAGAAAAUAAUUCUAAAAUAAGAGAUAGGACAUUUAAUUAUUGGAAAAUAUUUGGAUAUCCUUGAAUUAGGAGGUUAGAAGAUAUUUUUUGCACCAAACUCCAUUUAGGAUUUCAUGAUUUUUUUUUUUGUCAGAAUAUGGUGAGUACUGCUCGAGUUCAGAGACUACACAAUAGUAGUAAUCAGGUGCUUGUUUGGCUACAGGGAGAGUUGGAAAGUUGGAAAUUACCGUUAUUGGGUCCAUGAAAUAUAUUUGUGGAUUAUCUUCAUCACUGUGAAAGCCUCAUGUAUUACUUUCUAUGACUUGAGGCAGUGGAAGCAUGUUGAGAUUGAACAGUAGGGGUCCCAGAACGGAUCCCUGUGGAACCUCAUGGCAUGACCAAACAAAUAAUAAUGCCCGUGACUUGCUGAUACUGAGGGGGAGCGGGACCAUCAACUCCUGGGCUCAAUAGAGGAUCCAUACCUGCUGAAUAUAAUGUAUAAAGCAUGCUAUAUUAGAAGUCAAAAUUUUCACAACCAAGAUGCUGGUGUAAUUUAGAUUUAGUUGAUGUACUUUAAAAGUUUUAUUUGUUGAACUUAAUUAGAUUAUUUUUUCAAACCUGCUCAACUGUAUGUAAGUCAGGUCUUGAUAAUCAAGAACACAUCAUUAUUUCCUUUUGUACUUUCACAAACUUUCGAUAAACUUUCUCAGAGAUUAACUAGAAAUUUAGUAAUGCAGCCAAACAUUUUGUUUCUAAUGAGGAGGGAGACCGCAAAAACCAACAUAACAUUGAGUGAACACCUAAUGAGUGAGCUAGCAGAAAUAAUUCAAGACUAAGAGGAAAUUAUUGAUUUGGUUUUUUAGGUUCAUUGACAUCAAGGAGCUUUUUCAACACUUCCUUCUAUCUGGUCUUUCCUUUUAUCAGCUUAAUGCAUCCUCAUCUAAUGACACAAAAUCAUCAGCAAAUAACAGCAAACAAGAGCCAAUGAAUCGAGACGUGUCACAUUCAACUCUUGUUUAAUAAAUCACUGGAAAAAUGUGAUCUGAAUGUACAAAUGUGGAUGUGUCCAGAUCAGCCUCUGUUUCGGUUCUAUAAGUGACCUUUUUUGAAUGAUUCAUACUCUAUCCCUCUCUGGCUUUAACCAAAUAUUUAUGAAAAUAUGAGGACAAAUGAAUUUAUCACAACAUUAAAACAAAUAGAGAUUUUUGUAGUCCGUUUCUAACACUGUACAGUGAGCACAGCUUUGAUGUCUUUUGAAAAUCAUUCACUGUUUGCUAAAUUUUACAAAAAGACAAAUCAGAGAAACAGUUUCACAGGUCAUCAUUAAGUCCCCCUGUGUGUAUGUGGCUAAUACAGAAGAACUCUUCUUCAAUGGAGCCAUAAUGAAAAACAUCCCUAUACUCAACUUCAGUAUAAGAUGUCUGGCUUCAGUUGGUGUCAAGGAUUUCAUCUGCCUUUCUGGCACAAAAAGAUGUCUACAUGAAUUUCACUUUGGCUCAGUCGGAUGUCUUCAUGUCCUUGAUGGAGGCUCAUGCAGAGGAGUGCUCAUGGCGCAUUUCACCAACAAGGGAGGUUAAUGGAUUUUCUUUACCCUCUUUGGUGACAUUUAACAUCUAUUAUGUAGCCAGAAACUUUCCACAAGUCAAAAUGUUUCACUUUUGGUCAGUGGGGCUGUGAGUUUUAUCCUCAGCUUGUUCGCUGUCGUCUUAUCACAGGAGAUGAGCUGCGGGUCACAACCAUUUAAAGUGUGAUAGUCUUAAUACACAUAGAGCAGAGGUCCUAGCCAAACAAUUUCCCCAAGUUUAAUUAGAGGUUUGAUUUAUUUUUAGAUUUCUACUGUGCAAACCUACAUCAACUCCAUGUCAUAUAUUGACCUCACUGUAAUCCUCAAAAAGGUUGUCAGGUGGUUUCAAUUCUUUUGAAUGCAAUACAUGGUAUGAUUCAUAAUUAGACCUUUCACCUAAUCCCAAUAUGAAUCACACUCAUGAUACAGUACACUCUCUCGACUGAAGGAUUUGAUACUUUUUCUCUACAUGUUUUCCCCAUUAAUAUUAGCUGCAGUUUAUUCUUUGAUAUAUAAACAAUAAACUAAUGUCGGUGGUUUUCAAGUCUUUAUUUUUUGUAAAGUAGACUGCAUAUCAAAGAUGAGGGAAAAAAGUGCCCUCUGUCAUCAUUCUACAUGAUGCUGUUUUGAGAAAUGUCUGCAGCAGGCCUAGAAAUGUCUUUCUGCGGUUUUCUUAAACUCUUUAAGCAGCAAGAUGAUGAAUGUUUGAAGCGAGUUUUGCAUGAUAAUUGUUUCUCUUCAUCACACGCGCUCUACACGGGUGGACCCCCACAGAGUAUUGCUGAGUAGUUUCAGCAUUUUUAUCAGAGAAAGAUUUCAAUCUGCAGCGGAUAAACUAAGCACUUCUUGAACUGCAAUGUUACAUGUCUAAUAAGGAUGUGCUCAAUCUUUUGCUGCUGCGUUCAAAGAUUUCAAUAACAGCUGGUCGGUGUUGACGUCAUUGGUUAGAUACAUCAUAAACAACAAGCCUCCUCCACUUGUGAAUGACAUGCUGUGAAAACACAAAAACAGGUAAAUAUUUGAAAAUCCAAAUUUGAUGUUUUGGGCAACUUUGUAGAAGAUACUGCUGAUUAAAAUAGCAAGUAGUGCAACAGAGCAAAAUGCUGUGUAAGGAGAGCAGAGAUGGCAUCAAGUAAGCAGUUUAAAGAUGGUCAUCUGUGGGGAAACACUGCGUUAAUGAAAGCUCAAGCAGAUCCUUGUUAGCAGUCAGCUCUUAUGCCUAAUCUCAGCGUAACUCCGUCCAUAUUCGAUCCAGACAUUGCUUCACUAAACCUCGUCUAAAGGAGAACAGAUGGACUGUGAAAUGUAAUCUGGAAACAAGCCGGAGCUGUAUUGCUUUGAUUCACCAUUUGAUUUUACUUUUUAGGGAUGAAGGUAAAAUUCAAUGGACUGACUCACCGGUUAAGCAAUCCAACUUGGACAGACAAUUCAAUAAUAACUGUGAAUGAUUUCCGAUGUUUGGAUAGUAGAAAAAUACAAGGGAAGGUAUGGUAAUAGGUUAAAUUCCUUGUUUGCAAACAUCAAAGUACCAAAAGCCAGACCACCUAGACAAAGAUGAAUGCAUGUCUGAAGAGACCACCAGUGGCAGAGGAGAAAAGGGGAAUUGAAGUGAGUUGAACUCAGUUGGGAUGAGGAUUAUUACCUUAAAUAGUAUUUUAUCAUUGAGGUGAGACAAGGAUACCACCAAGGGAAGCAAUAAGUAUAAAUGAUCCAAAUGCUCUAACCAUCUCAGGUCUUAAAAACAGGUUGUCACAGACUCUUUCUCUUUGAUGCUACAUGAGUGACCCAGGUUUGACACAGAGGUUGUUUUCAGUUGAAGGAUAUCCGUUCCAGGCACAUCAGUUUAGGUCAUCCUGAAGAAGUAAGUGUUAAGGAAUGCACUUUGUUUUGGCUGUUUGAAGUUCCGACUCAUGCUAUUGCUUGAUCAUAUCCAGAUAGGGUUGCUAUGAGGACUCGGUGUAUUGACAUCCCCAGACUCCAACAAGUUCUGAAUGUGUUUUAUCUCUUUUCACACCAAGCCAAGAGAUUUUCCAGCCAACUGUAAUGACCUGACGCCACCUCGUUGCUGUUUUGAAAUUUCCCCGGCCAAUUAAGUUGAUUACAGAAAACAAGAAAUCCCAGAAAAUUAAUAAAAAAGUCAUUUCAUCUUCAAGCCUGGUGGAGUUUUCAAUCAGAAAUUUAAUCAGUUUAACUUGUACACGGCCUACAGGGAGCUCUGGUAGGCUGAUGUGUGUUAAAUCUGUCACAUAGCAUCACAGUAGGGGGAAAGCCUCAGGUCGGUGCCCCAGUGUAAUUAAAUAUUUCCUCGUAUCGGCGGACCUUGGCUUUAGAGGAAUGUCUACUAUGUGAGCAGGGGGCUGGUCAAAUAGCUUUGUUAUUAAGUGGUUCGCGGCGCACAGGGUGAUGAAUGAGCUCAGAGGGUCCUAAUGUGGAAUACAGGCUUCACUGGAGACCAUGUGUUUCCUCUCUGGAUGUUCACUCGUGCAGGAAACGACGACCGCUAGGAAGUGUGAUUGGUUUCUCUGCCUCUGCAUUACAUGCUGAUGUUUUCCCUUGGUUUCUCUUUAUUGCACUCUGAGAUGUAUUGCUUGGCUUUGCAUGGUCAUUAAAUGUACAGACUGACACACCGAAGCUACAACCAGGCAUGUAGAAAACAAACCCGACAUUUGUAUGCACCUGAAAUUGUUGUGGUCAUUUGUGUUGCUGUGCUGGUGGCUUAAUAGCUCCUCCAGAGACUGAAAGCUUCAAUGAACCAUUUGUGUUUUUAAAAAGGGUUUCUUCUGGUUAAAAAUGAGGCUGAGAUUGUACCCACUUAUGUGAAUACCCACUUGACCAAACAUUUUUUAAAAGAGAUGUAUUUUAGCAUUUCAAAGAGAGUGGCAGCAUUGGCACCUCAUCGUCCCAUAGCUAAAGUGUUUUUGUCAUCCAUGUUAUAAAUCAGUUUAGGGCUGUAAUAAACCAAAGAAAUUCUUGUUUGAAAUUUUCAACCAACAAUUGAUUAAUUGGGGGGGGAUUUUGCCGACUCUGACGGCAAACCCUCCGGCUUGGAGGGGUGAAAAUAUACUGAUAUCAGCACAAGAAGGCAAUUGAACACAAUGAAAGUUGAAAUGCUCAAAAUAAAAAUAAAUAUUCAUCCAACCACCAGGCGCUGAAUAACGUGGAUCCUGUCUCCAGCUGGUCUCCAGUGGGUUGGGCGAAUCCAAAAUGGUGAAAAUAAGGGGGGUUAUUCUGACACAGGCUGUUACCUGUGAAGCGGGGGUGAUCCAAAAACACCCCCAUUAGCACUUGGUAUGUUCCUCCUGAUGAAAUUAACUAUAGGCUGUAAAUUGACGCAGAAAAAAAUCGAGUCGCCCAAUCAGAAUUUUCGUAGACUCAGCACAUACCGACCGAUAAGGUUGCCGAGAUGCAAAUUUUGAUCAAAACCAAGUCUAGUUCAGGGAUCCUAACAGAAGAUUCAUGUCUACAGAGAAACUAGAAAAACUGAACCACAUUUAAAUACAGUGAUAUAAACUUAAAUAUGUGGUAUCACCAGAGAUGUUAUGAUGUGAAGGGAUCCAUUGCAUUUCAUUAUUUCUUCUUUUAUGUACAUUUUCCAUACUCUGUACUUGUUCAGAGGAAAAACAAAAAGUAACAUUUGAAAAACUUCAGUCAAGGCUUUGUAAUUAAAUCAGUUCUGAGUUACUUUAAUUUGAACCGAAGUCAAAGACGCUUUGGUGCAUCAAAUGAGAGUUUUCAUAUUGGACGGCUGACGCACACGAUUUGUCAAGCCUCCAGAAUCCUUUUAAUGUGUUGUCCUUGGGUGCGUGUUAUAAUUGGAUGGAUAGCAGACAUUACUUGAGGCAAAAGACAGCUAUGUCUUAAAAAGCUCAUUUGGGUUUUGAAAUCUCGCACACAGAACGAGCUCUGAUGAAAGGAGUGACUUUGGUUUGAGGUCUUCAGAGACAUAAACUGGUUUCAACAUAUGAUUUGAAAAUAAUGUGAACAUGAGGUUACACGGAGGUCAUGUCAGUUAAUGUUAGGUUAAUAUGAUUUAACGUGCAAUUUCUGCUUUAUUUAAUGUGCAGUGGAAUUUCCCUAUCAGUACUCAUUAUUAACCUCAUUGCUUUUAUUCAUUUUAACAGCCAUUAACAGCACUCCAUGUGUAUUCACAGUAUGAACAUUUACAGCUUGAUUGUUGUUUUCAGGGGUUAUUAGCUACUGGAUAUAAAAUAAGGGGGAUUGAAUCAUACAUCAGACACUCUCUAAAAGGAGCAGUGCGCGAAAAAAAACGUCAUGAGAAACUUUUCCUUUAAAUUCUUGCGCAGUGAUGACAGAUCACUGUGAAAAAUUAAUCUAUUUUCUGCAAAAGUUAGCUAAACAUGUUUCAUGUCUGUGGUUGGAUGGUCUGGUAGUGAUUUUAGCUGAUUAAAAAAACUCAUGGAUUUAUUUGAAUCAGACAACACCACAGGAUUUCUGUCAAACACGUUUACUUUAAAUGUGAGUAUGUGUUAUGUUGUUGUGUGACUCCAGUGGUGUCUGUAUCUGUUGUUGGAGAAACUUGCUCCCCUCAGGGUAGAACAGAGCUGAUUUCUUUUCUAUAGCUAUUAUUUGCCGUGAUAUAUGUACUCCCUCUCACUAUUAGUGCCUUGCCACUGCUUGGACACCAUCCCCCUCCGAGGAGGCAUGUACACAGAAGUCACUGUUUUCAAACCCAUGAAUUCACUGCAGAGGCUUUUGUCACAGGAUGAUGCCAGUCUAGACAGUGAUGUGUUUCAUUCUAGUGACAGCUUCUGUCUGAAGAUUAGAAUGUGCUCGAACUCGGGCAGAGCGAGGGCAGCUUUAAAAUAGACCUGUAAUCACAGAGCAAGACGGAGGAAAGUGUUAGACAAGGCCUCAGAGGACAGCUUUAAGGCACCACUCACAUACAUGUCUUUUGAAGAUGUUGUCUUUGCUAUCAUUGAAAGCUUCUGUUUAUUACCUUUAGGAAACUGGGUUGUGAGUUCUGAAACUUUAUACACCAAAAAGUUACCACAUACCAAGACAUUUCUUCACAAAAUACCCCCUAAAAUAUAGCAAAAUAUUCACGAACGGGGACAAAACAGCACAGCAUGAUCAGGGAACAUCAUAUUGUAAACUACAACACAGUUAUUGAAGAGACACUAAAGUGUAUGCCAGAUUAAUGCAACUAUUAGGGCUGGGCGAUGUAGCCUCAAAUCAAUAUCACGAUAUAUUGAGCAGUUCACCCUGAUUAUGAUAAAUGGACGAUGACUACACCACAAGCUGCUCACCCCCUCCCACAUUAACUUCAUCUACUUCAGCGGCCGCUUCAAUUUUUGAACCGUCUUCCAUCUCCUCACCUGUCUUUCCUUCUUUCUUACCGGGUGGAGUCACGUCUCUGAUGUAGGACAGUGUCUUAAAGGGACAUGAGACCAUAGCCUACCUACACACAUCCAAAAACAACUUUGAUUUACUUAUUUUUUUGACACUGAAUAUAUUGACAUGGGCAAAAUGAUGCCGGUUAUUGUCGUAAAUUUCAGUAUCAGUAAAUUUUCAGUUUAUCAUCCAGCCCCUAGCAACUAUUGUCUAAGUUUCACUCUCAAAGAAGUGAGAUCCGUGUGACCUGUCAGAUUUUGUUGUAGGUGGGAUAUUAGGUGAGAAAGUGUUGGGUUAAAACAGACCCAGAAAGAAAGAGCAAAAGGAGUGCACAUUUUAGUGAAUUUAUUUUAUGGUGGUUCAGUAAAAUGAAACACCAUCGCAGAUAAUCUGCCAAAAGGCGGAUAUCAGCCACGAAUAAUCUACCAAUAAUCCUUCAACUCCGACCACAAAGUGCCUCUUAGGGGAACCUCUCACACCUAUCCUGUGUCAGCUCAUUAAAUAAUUCCUCUUUUUCCUGUGGUUUCAAAUUCUUUGCCACACACACGAUAGCACUGAUGUGUCCAAAGAUCAUUUCAAAACACUGAAUCAAUAUUGACAUGAUGAAUUCUGACAUAAUGUAUGAUUUGUUUCUCUUUCUGUUUAAACAUCACAAUUUCAGUUUUCAACUUUCCCUUUCAGCCUGAAUCGUUUACUUUAUGAGACUGAUAAUGAUUCACAAGGAUUCACUCCUUUGGUUUCUCCAUACACAUAUCAUCUGUUCCUUUAGGUCAUAUCUGGCCCACAGCCAAGCCAAACAAACAGUACACAGUUCUUUGUUGCCAAGCACUUUGUCCGCUAGUGUUUCUUACUGUCUCAAUAGUUUCCAAAUGACUUUGACUUUCUCUGUCCAGCUUGUAGUCAGUAUUGCAUCUGGACCGUCCUGGCUCUGUCCCUGAAUGAACCUGGCCCAGUGCCACCCUCUGCUUCUCAGGUGUCUUUAUGCCUUGCAAAUGAGAUCGCCAUGACAACCAUGUCUGCUUAUUGUCAGAGCACGAAGCCAAUUGACUGCUAACUGAGGAGGUCUGAUUUGUCAAGAGAUUCUUAGCCCACCUGGCUCAAAGAAAAGCUUGAAAAGGUGUCUUUGAAGUAGGACAGAUGGGACUCAAAUGACAAACUUUCAUCUUUCCGACACUGACGUUCAAGGAAAGUGGGGAAAAAAAAGACACCCUUUGGCAGCUUACUGCCAUUCUAGAUAAAACAGCCCAAUUCUCUUCUGAAUUUGAUGUUGAUGUAAGAAGCAGCAAUGGUGAUGGUUAAGUUGUUGUCAUCAAACUUUAAACCAUUUUAUGCAGUUUUUUUCUUAGAGUCCCACUCCAAUUUUUUUUUUUACGACUUAAAGUGUUCUCAGUGGUCUUUAGAUUGUGAUCAUGAAGUUUUUUGCUAAAAUCAUGUUUCCUGUGUCAUUUUCAAGGGCUUUUGUUCUGCAGAGCUCGAGCAGCUCAUUUGCAAUUCGCCUCUGAGUCGUGGGCAGAGACAGCGCUGCUCUGCACACUUCUCCUCGAGUUAGCCUGCAUCCUAACAUUGCUGGUGUAGUAGAAGAAACAGGUAACAUAGGAGCUAUUCAGCUAUCGGACAGUAAUGUCUUUAGGGGUAUGAUGAAAGCUAAUAUCAUAAUUAGCUUUCUUAUGAGCAUUGCAAUCCGCUAAUGCAGACGCUUGUUCCGCGAUCAUCCUCUCUAUUUCUCUGAGCCUGGCCUGCAUAGCGUGGCUUUGGGGUUGGAGCUUGGAGUGGUUACGUAGGAAAUCUCACUAUGUCUAAACCUGCCGUUUGAGUCUGCAAGAUAUUCACAGUGAUUUGAAUGCAGAAAUACUCAGAAAUGCAAUUUUGCACUUUUGUUAUGAUAUGUCCUUUAGUAUCAGAAAAAUGCCACAUGAACAUGUAGACAACAAGAAAAAGAUGAUUUUCAUCGUCUUUAAAGAAAUAGUUGCAGUUGAUAUAAAAUUAACAAAUGAUUGUAUUCAUAUGUGAACCAAGAUUUUGACAGCAGGUAGAGCUUGUUCUGUGGAGCAUCUGUAACUGGUCGAAGCAGACACUCAAGGAUAACACAGCUGUCCUGUUGUGAUUUCUUUACAUUUAUUAGUUGUUUGUGGGCUGUUGAAUCUCAGCUUACAUUGAAAUUACAGAUUUACAGCAGUUUAAAUCCAUGAAUGAAAUAUGACAAGUGUAACCUACAGAAAAGAAAAGGUCAAAUUUAAUCAUUCAAGGACUCUGGAGUACUGGUGCGUGCUUUUCUUUCAUUCCUAAAUACCUGCUACUUGUGGCUGGACAUGCAGACUGUGCUUUCUGUAAUCCUCCAAGCUUACAGUCUUUGAACGAGUUACUCUACUGUCUCCACUGUGGGUGGUUUUUGGAACAAACACUCACGUAUGAAGCCUCCCUGACCGUACGUUUACACAUUAUCCUCCAUAUCUGGUGUGGGCUUGUGUUAUUCUGCGGUUUGGGAUUUUCAUAUCACCGCUUGGUUGGCUCAAAGUCCUGAUGCUUAUCUGUUUCUGGCUGGUGGAGGGAGGCUUCUGGGAAGCACCAAUGUUGUUAUUAGGAUUUAGUUGUAUUACACAAGGAAAUGGGUUAUUAAUAUUAUGCCAGUGCCGGUGGUCCUUACUCUCACUCUGUUUUCUUUUAUGGAGUCUUUGGCAAACUCUAGUUUUACUACAUGAACCCCAUACUUAUUCUGUUGUACUUAUUCGGUCAUUAGUUACCCUGGAUAUGUGUUCAUGUAUUCAACAUUUUUACCUGUGUUUGUGUGCAAUUAAAAGCAACACCCUGCUCUCUUCUCACAUGAACAUAUAUGUCAUCAUUGCUUUUUCAUAGAGCUCAAGUUUUCCCUCGAACAACCACAGUUUUGAUAAUAUUGCCCUGAGAGAAAGCUGAUCCUGAGAAAAUUCCCUAUGCCGUGUUAGCAGUCUGUGUACAGUGUGAGGUUCCCCUCUCUGAGCCGCAGCGUUCGCUCUCAGCCAAACACAAUAAGGGACUGAUCCACUGGAGGAAGUGAGAUCGUGUCACCAUCAGAGCAUGAGAAAGAAACCCCAGCAUGGCCUUCCUCUGACAGCCCGAAUGGAAACAAUGGCUUUGGCAGCCUUUCAUGAGUCUUUCCUUGUUUCUAGAUAUUAUGUAGCCGGUCAUGUUUGCUCAUUCCUGUGAAGUUUGUUUUGCUUUGACAUUGUGUACAGGGUGUGAUCACAAUUACUGGGUUUGCUUGGUGAUAGCGGAGCAAAUCAGGGAAGCGAGACAUCAUGUGCUUUCGUUUUGAUCCACCGCAGGUAGAGACGGGAAAAUUUUGAGCUUAGAUAGAUAGAUAGAUAGAUAGAUGUACUUUAUUAAUCCCGAAGGAAAUUCAAGAGUGGUCAACUGCUCACAAGAAUCAGUCACACACACAUAUGAUAUGAUAAAAACAGAUUAUGAAUAAAUAUCUAAAAAUAAAUAAAGAAAUAAAGAAAAACUAAUGGCAGGAGGGAGAACCAACUUGGGGACAAAGGCAGGGACAGGUAAAACAACACACCACAACAGAAACAGCGACAAUGAGGACAGAAGUGUUCCAGCACUUCUGCCUUUGAGAUAUUCCCCCCACACCCGCUUGACUCCAGCUACUCCUACUCCUCCUCCCGUCUCUUCCUCCCGCUCAGGGAGUUGUGCAGCCUGAUGGCGCUUAUCAGCAUUGUUGAAUCUCAAAAUAAAGUUGGUGAAGGUGGAGUGUUGUUGUUGGUAUGGAUAGCAGUCCAGGAAGCAAGUGAUACCCUGUGGUACAAAAAUGCCGGGUUAAGCCAGCUCCACUGUAUUUGGUCAUAGAUACACAUCAAUAAAAGAAAAACACGACUUUCAAAAAAGGUCAAUACAAAGAAGAAAACAGUUAACGUCUGUAUUUUGAUGUGAAGUACUUCUCCAAACACCACCACAGUAGCACUUAGCCUACUUGAGGUUUCAUCGCAGCUGAAGCACUUGAGAAAACAUUUCUCAGAGGCUUGUCCUUGAUUGGUGUUUCAAUAAAACCAGCUUCUCUAACCGUCAGCUCUAACAGUUUAAUAUGCAGGAGAGCAGCUCAGACAAAGUGGGAGUCAACACCUGAAUAUGAAAUUGAUGUUUUCAGAGGCUCAAAGGCGCCUGGAAGUAUGAUUAAGACCUCUGUGUUGACAAUGAAGCUUAUGGCCUUGAGACACAAUCUCCCUUUCACACAUUCAGUAAUGCUUUCAAAGUCAGGUCUCAGUACAAUAUCGAACAGAUAAGCAACCGAACAGCGCCACCACGUUUUGAUCAAACACUCAGUAAAUGAUCCUCCCAAUGCGAGCAGAGGAUCAUUCAAAGUGCAUCUCUCAUGUUUGAUGAUUAUCCCGUGUAAUGAAACUGUUAUGCUAAUCAUGGAGUCUAAAGCGAGCUCACUGCAGAGCUUGUGAUGUGACAGUGAGCGUGUUAAUACAGGAAAGUGUCAGUCAGACUCGCUGGCUCGGGUUUUUGUGUACCCAUUCAUAAACAAGGUUGCGUCUUUUCAUCCUUUGUGUUUUACAAUCUGCUGUCAGGGAAAUAUUUACAACACAGUGACGUAAAUGCUCGGCGUUGUAAAAAGUGAAAUGGUCGUUACUCUCUUUUCUGUCACUUUCCUUUUUUUCUGCUUUGAGUCACAAAACAUCACUUUAACAGUAAAAACUGAAAAUCUUUCUAUUAAAUCUGCCUAAAUCAAUAAACUAGGGAACUUUAUCACUAAUAAUAAGACAAGUUUUUAGCUCUGGAAACUACACACAUCCAGUUGUUCAAGUGCUCAGAUUUCUAGCUGAAGUAAAAGUGUUGGUGGGACAAAGUUCAAAUGAAAAAAGACCUAGAGGGACAGCCAGGACCGAAGUCGUAAACUUCCUCAUGCAUUAACUAUUGGCAAAAUAAAACACUGCCACAGAAACCAACUUUAUUUUGAACAAGCUGUGUCAUUAAAUCAAAAAAGAUGGAAGCAAGGCUGGUGUCUCUGGGAGUAAGACAGCCUCAGGUCUGCUUUUGUAACUCCCGGGCACCAAGCUUCAACUUACAAAAAAGGGAGCAAUAACCGCCUAUUUCUGCUUUAUCAGUUAAGGGAAAAUAGUAGUUCUGUGCUGAAGUCUAUCAUCCGCAACGAUGGAGACAAAUCACUCCUGCUGCGAAUUGGAUGACCUGAGUCUCUAAACUCCCAGUUUUCAACACAGUUGUUCAUUACACCAAGCUGUCAUCCUCUUUAUGAAAUUUUCUAGUUUUAUUAACCUCCUCUGUGACCCCAAACAAACCCGAUCACUCACUUCAUCUGUUUGUCAUGGCUGAAACCGUCUGUUUGAUUAAAAAUAGGUUUAAAGAAAAAGAUUGGAAAGAAAUGACAGCACGUCUGGCUGCGUUAUAUCUGUCAGUUUGAUCCACCUUGGACCUCCAGUAUUAACUUCAGCUGUCUAAAUGGAUACGCACAACAUCCCUCUUCUGUAGGGAUUGUACUCACUGAAUAUAUAUCACCUGAUGUAACACUCAGCUCUGGCUGUGUUUUCAAAAUCCUUGUCAGACAAAGGUGAUGUAAAUCUGUCUCGCACCAAAUCUGAACAGAAGUCCCAAUGUGCAGUAAAAGGGCAGGAAGGCUGGUGGAAAACACUCAACAGUUCAAACAAAGGUAUGCAUGAGGGUACUGUAAUGCUGCAGGGGCCAAACUGAGGACAAAAUGAUAUCACUGGUCAGGAAAUGAAGUCAGAAGCCCCCGUCUCACAUGUCCCCCUGAUAGUUAGAUAAAUUCAGAACAUUCAGGCCCUGAUCUUUCCAAGAAGUUGACAUUUACAUAAGGUGUCCACACGUGUCUCUCAGUAGAAGAUUUUCUCUUUUAGACUGACAGAAACUUGUAAUUGCAUUUGGCUUAGAUGCAGGAGGAGGUUUUUUUUUUUUAAGUAGUGGGGACUACGGUUGUGUUUGUAUCACUACCUCACAAAUAAACACAACAUAGGAUCAUUUUCACCAACAACUGAGCUCAAAGCAGCGUGAAUGAUUUAAUCUCACAGCCUAGGUGCUCCCAGCCAGACUGUUACCUGCAAGCUUUGAACAAUUGCUUAUUCAGACUUCAUGCAGAAAAUUUCAAGUGGCUUGCAGGAAAAAGUCUGAAUCAAAGUAAGACGAAAAGAAAUCUUUAUUGGUCAUCAGAAGUUUUCAGGGAAUUUGUACAUGUGUGAAAUGGGCUGCACUGCUUUCUUUGGCAUCUUAAAACACUUCCUUACCUACGUAACAAUGCAUCAGUUUGUCAAAAAUACUCUGAGGGCGUAGUAUCCAAGUACUCAGAAAAUUCCCCCAAAGAAUCAGCAAACAGCAGACUCUCCCUUUUUUUUCUCCUGAGUCUUAAAAAUGUUACAAACACCCCAAAGCAUGAUUGUUAUUGCACCUCCUGAUAAAACUCCUGCAGUAGCCAAUAGUUGAAGUGGAAGUGGAAUGUUUUUGUCUGAUUGUCUUGUCAUUAUGUCCAAUAUUUCUCCUGUGAGCUGCUGACGCUUGGGUGUAGUGUUAUUUGUUACCUGCUCUGAUUUAGUCAGCACUGCGGUAGGAGAGGAAUGAGUUGUGUUCAGCAAAGUGUAAAACUACAGAGCAAUUUAUACUUUGACAGGAACAAUUUAAGCAAGUGUUUGUGUUCUCCAAACCAAUAGUGCAGAAAAUGUCUGAACCUGAACUGAUCACAUAGUAUAAUGUUUGUACAGAAAAGUAUUACUCGCAGAUUGUUUGAAUAAAAAAAAGGCUGGAUUCCUGCGAGUCCAUUCACUGUAUUAUGUGAUAUGAUAUAAUAUCAGUGUUUCUUUUGCUGCUUUACCCUAGAAGCUUAUACAUCCUUUAGGGUUCUCACACAGUUGGAAUUUUCAUACUUUUCCAUACCCCAAUUUUUAGAAUUACUUUUGGAAAUAACUACUUUUCUACAUUAGAAAAAAAACGAUUUUUUAACUGUUGUAAUAGCCUGGAAACAUAAAUAUUUUCCGUACUUUAUCUUUCAUAUUCUAUACUUUUUAAGACCUGGAAAUUGAUCAAAUUUAUUCCAUACUUUCCAUACUUGCAUAGGAACCCUGAUCCUUUUGCCUCUAGGGCUGGGCGAUAAAACGAUAACGAUAUAUAUCGAAAAUCUAUUUCCCUCAAUAUCAAUAUAUAAAUCAUGGUCAAUAUGCUUUGCAAUAGUCAGUAUUCUGCCAUGUUUUGGUAGACUAUAUGAAUAGUAGGGCAGGGAUGAUAUGCUUUUCUCCCGAUUCGAUUCCUCUACGAUUCUUUGGAUGUCGAUUUGAUUUAAAUUGCGAUUCUACAAUAUUGUCGAUUUAUAACGCCAGUGAAACAGUUGAAUGAUUAUGAUUGUCUGCUGACUAUUCCAGGAACCAUAUUUCCCCAAAAAAUACACAAAACAUAUAAGUCAGUUUUUAAGAUUUAUUCUUAAAUUUGGGGAAAAAAAAAAGAUCUUUAUCAUAAAAAUUGAUCUAAAAAGUGUAAAACAAAAAAAUAGCGAUACUUAUGUGAAUCCAUUUUUUUCUCCCACCCUGAAUGAAUAGCCAAUGAAAAGGGGAGUUUCUCUGGUACCGCUAAGCGUUGAACCAAUCGUGUGCUGAAUAAGAACCAAGGAGCAAACAACUGCGUAAUAGCAGGCAGCAGCUACACACAACCAGAGCACUUUUACAGUGCAACGCCUUACGACGAAACAUCGAAGAGACACAAAGACCUCACAGAUGUAGUAGCUUAUUGUAUUGCAAAAUACAUGCUACCAAUAAGCACUGUUAAAUUUCAUUUUUUAGAUUGUGAUAUAUAUCUAUAUCGACUGAAAUGAAAAAAAUAUAUCGUGAUAGUUUUUUUUCAUAUCGCCCAGCCCUAUUUGCCACACACCUCAUGGUUUUGUAUUUUGUGAUCUUAACUGUGCAUGCCUGCUGAUCUAAAGUUUGAUGUUAUAUUAUAAUCACUGCAAUGCAAUACUCUUAAAUGUUAUAUUUGUGUAUGAAAAACUUGUAACAAUCUAAUCAGGUGUUUUUUUCUUGUUUUUGUUUCCACAGUGACAAAUAAGAAGCCGUCAUUUGUAUCUAUUACCAAGGUGAAGCAGUUCCAAGGGUCCACUGCCUUUGUGAAAAGAUCACAGUGGACAGUCGACCAGCUACGGCAGGUCAAUGGCAUUGACCCGAACAAAGUAUGUAACUUUGAGUGGUGUUUAUUUGUUCAGUGCUGCAAAGGGAAAAUGAGAGUGAACGUCUCUUUUCCUGCGCUUCUCUUGCUUCUAUCUUCUCCCAGGACUGUCCAGAGUUUGACCUGACAUUUGAAAAUGCUUUUGACCAGUGGGUCGCCGGAUCGGCAGGAGAGAAGUGCACCUUCAUCCAGAUCCUCCACCACACCUGCCAGCGUUACAGCGCCGCACGGAAACCAGAGUUCGUCAACUGUCAGUCCAAACUGCUGGGGGGUAAGAAAGUUAAAAUAACCCACUGUGCUAACUUUCAUAAUCUUCCUGUUGAAACACCGUGACACAUUAAUGCCACACUGUUGUCAUACUGUGCUGUAAGCCAGUCUGAAUCUCAUUAUGCAUGAUGACAACCAGCACCUGGUGUGUAUGAAAAUGCAUGCUUAUUCCACGUAAACAGCAUCUGCUGAGGUGAGGUCGCUGAGGAUAGCCAACAAUAUGUCACUGUUUUGACACAGAUCAACUGGUUUAAAGCACAUUAUACAACAAUAUAUAAUCUCUCUUAAUCUCUGUGAUGUUGACACUUUUCAUUGUGUGCCUGAAGUGUGACUCUCAUUACUUUAAAUGACUUUCCAUCCCUAAUAAUUCUAUAAACAUCACAGUAGGAGCUGUGGAAAUCUCUUAAUUAUAGACGUGGUUAAUCAGAUUUGUGACUGUGUAAGUCAGUGUAACCUCUCCCUUUGGAUAUAAUAUAAAAUAAACUUUAUGUCCCACAAAUGAAGAACUGUUUCUAAAGGCAAAAGAGAUGUGAAAUGUAAAUACAGAGGUAAAAUCUAUGUUUGUUAUCCGGCGUGGAAAGGAUUUGGUGCUGAUUUCCUGUAUGUGACAGGGUGCAGAGAAAGCAGCACUCCCCGCAGCUUAAUCAGAUAUUGAUCUGUUUACCCCCGGCUUCAUCUUUGAGAACAAUUCAUCCUGUUUUAUUAUUCAUGGAAUUAUUCAUGGAAACACUUCCUUAAAUAUCUUUUUGUGUAAGUUGUCAGUCUGCUCACAUAUUCAAGAGUCAAUUACUGGAAGCUAAUAUCUGAAGAAAAAAACAAAAUUGGCUUCUUUGCAGGGAAUUCAACAUCUAAUCUAACUGCACUACAAAGUCCAGUAGCAGCCUUGCGGGCGGGGAACAUAACAUGGAUUUUACAGAAAUUUCGAGGAGAUUUAUAGUCAAACAAUAACUCCUAAAAGUACUGAUCGGACACUGCAGACAUUUAUUACACAUAAAACUCUCUGUUUCUCUCUCUGUGUUGUAACCCGCUGUCUUCUCAUUGAUAAUAAAUACGUCUUUUCUCUUCAAAAUUCUGUGAAGUUGCUUUGACCUUCCUCCCACUCUGUCAGCCAUUUCCAUUUUUAACUUAGUCGAAGCGACCCGGGUGCGAGCUAUAGUCUCGGUUUGUGUAGGCUGGGAGGUAGUGGUGCCCCAGAGAGCUCUGAACCCAGAGGUCUUUAGAGUGCGAUGGAUUAUACAGUGCAAAUGUUGUAUAUCAACAAACACGCCUUCUUCAGUACUGCAUAUUUAAUCUUCAGCAAGUCAACUUAUUGCUCAGAGUAAGAUAUUCCCCAUUAACGAACACAGGGUUUCCCAUAUAUAAAGUCCCCUUAAAGAACCAAACGCCGUAUUGAUCCGGCUAUUGACGCAGGGCUGUUAAGUACAUCUGGCCACUGAUUUGCUAACAGACUCUGGGCCCUUAGUGAGUGUUGGACGCGCAUUGUGACAGGGAGAACAGACAGGAUGCCAGCCUGCUGCCAACUCUGUCCACUCCAGUUUAAGUCUCACACCAGUGCAAAACAAAAAUCAUGACGCUGCUCAGGUGUGGGACCAUAACUGUGGGGAGACUUUAUCUGCAGAAUCCACCGGGAUGGCAGCUGUCAGAACUGAGCGUAGCUCUGCGCACAACUCUUUCAGUGACCCAUCAGUACCGUUGUCGGAUAACAAAAAGGGACAUGAGUUCAGGGAGUGAGAUGCGGAAGAAAAAUGAAUGAAUGUAAUACGAGUGUAGCUCACAAUUCUCUGGGGUUGUUUAUUCCCCGUGUGUGUUUACUAGAGCUGUCAUAACAAUAUCAUCAGUGGCGUGUGAUGCCAACAGCUUUCUUCGCUUGAGCUUAAUCUUGCACCGGGUCCCCGGGCUUAUCGCAUUACUACAAGAGGUCCUGUCAGUCUUAAGCAGCUCAUAGUAAUAGACUGCAGACAUGUACCAGCGUCUCCAUUGCAUCUUAUUUGGAGAGUUGAUACGAUGAUGCCAAACAAUUUAAAUUAAACUUCUGAAUGAAAUUAAAUCCAGUAAAAAUAAUUUAGUGUCUGGGAUUGUUUUUCUGUACACUUGUGUCUCUGCACAUCCAUCCCCCUGUGUUUUGUUUCUGUCCGCUGACAUUUUUAUGUUAUUUUGAAAUAACGCAGCAGAGUUAGACUCGUUUCUGAGAACCAUGGUGUGGAGAUACACGGGCAAAUAUUUGUGAUCCCUAAUGGGGCGUGUAAUUGGUCAGGAUAUAAAGCAGCUAAUGCUCUAAUUGCCUUGUUAUCGGCCUGGACUAUUUCUGCUGGCCUUAAUGUUUACAGUGUUACGCCCUGGUUGGUACCUGAGCUUUUCUCUCUCCCUGGGAAAUAUAAAUAUAUUGAUUCUAUCUAUAUGUGGAAUUCUUGAUCUAUGAGCCAAGUGGUUUAAUUUGUCGAAAAGAUUUUCAUCCUUUGAGAAAGUUGGAGCAUAAAAAAACAUUAAUAAGGACAAGUUUUAUUAACUAGUCACAGUUCCCUCCAUUUAAUAACUUUAUUUGACCCAGGUGUGGAAUAAUAAGCUGAUAACCAGUGGUGCCUUUUAUGAUUGCCAAUUAACAAAGUCUAUCAUAUAAUAAUCCCUAACCAUGACCCUUCGUGACUAAUUUCACAACUAUGUCAUGAUUUUAUGAUUGAAGCUGACAGUGACCUUUGAUAUUUUUUCAUCACAGAAGACCAGGAUGUAGAUUCUUUGUUUUUACGCUGCAAGGUCUAUUUGAACAAAAAGAGGAAAGAAUUUGUUGCGCGCCACGGUCAUCUACUAAGACAAGGUAAGCUGGUGAUCUAGUUACUCAAAUACCUGGACUUUGUUGGAAAAUUUAGUUCGAAAAAAAGAUUAAGCUCUCCAGUAAAUCAAGGUGAUAGUAAAACAGCAAGUAUUCCGUCAUUGCAUAAUCCGACAUUCUUCAUUUGGACUUUUACAUGCAAGGCUAUCUCCCUUUAUCUGGAAGUCAGCCAAUCAUAUACAAGGGUAACAGUGAACACAGUGCAAAAUGAACUUUGGGGACUUUGAUGACCUAGGCUGUCAUUAUUGGUUAAUAUUUAGACAUCUUCUCUCGGCUGUAUUUCCACUGACGUCAAUAUCAUUCUCAAUAUCAUAGUUUUUGUUGUCACUGUGAAAGUUAAACACAUGUUCAUGGAGAUUUUAAGUUAAUGUCCGAAAAUUAUUAUAAUUUUUAACCUUCAGACUGUAUGCAGUCACUAAUACUGUGCAGAAGUAAACCUUAUUUUUUACUUACGGGGAAGUAAUGCCAUCAUUAUUCUUCACUUGAGUCACAUUUGAACUUUUUUAAGCUUAAUCAAGACUAUAACUGAGGAAAACGUGGCUGUUUAACGCAUUGUGUGACGAUGACACUUGUCUGCUGAUGAAUCCAUCUGGAAGGUGUGUCGGCACUGACGGUUCGACUUGUGCUCAUUGCUGUGUCUCAUCAUGCCGGUCAGAAAAAGGCUUAAGGAAAGGCCCUGGGACCAGAUUGAAGGCCAAGUGAGCAAGAGAAGUCAGACCCUUAAUGAAUAAUUUAUGAAUAAAUUAUUAAGGUAAAGUGAGAUUUAUCCCUUUUUUAAAGAGUUGAGAACUUCAUUCAUUGUCAUUUCAUGCGAAUGCAAAAAGGACUAAUUACUGAAAGCAAGAUGGACCAGCGCAGUAAUGCCGACCUUUUGGUUUAUAGAUGAAGACAGCUGAGAAAGACCUGGUCCCUGCAUGCUUGGAAGAGAAUGGUAUAGUUGGAGGACAUAUGUGUCACAUUAUACAUACUUUAAUGGGAAGGAGCAGUAUUGUAAAAGGGGCCAAUGAAUGAUUACUACAUGACUCUGAAAGCACAGGUGAAGAAGAGAGCUGCUCUGUUUAAUAGGUGAGGAAAUGACCAUGGGAAAAGAGAGGGAAGAAUUACCCACAGAGGAGAAUAACUGCAGGGAGGAUGUGGAGGACAGAGAUGGGAUAAAAAGCUAUUGAGAGAUAAUAGGUGUAUGUCAGGAGUGCCGGGGGGAGGCGUCUUCUCUGGUUGAACUUCUGUUAUAGUUUCCGGAUGCUGCUGCGGAUAAUGUCAAGAUUUGCAUUAAUUAAACUGCAGGGGGGUUCGCUGUUGCAGAAGGAGCUGCAGAGUUGAUUUACAUUUAUUCAUUUCUUAUUGAAUAUCUUUCUCAGUUUAUACAUCAUAGUGGGAUGUAUUAUCCCUAUGAAACUGUCAGACCGCAUCAAUUCUUCGACUCGGCUUUAUUGAGCGUUAACUUGUCUGUCCAGGUUUCUGUGUGUCAGAAAGUGAGUAGCUUGAAAAUAAGCUUUUGUUCACAUACUUUCGGCUGUAACCUUGAUAAGAGGAAUGUUAUCAAAAUCCUACACCAGAGAAAGAUUAAAGAAGGAAUGUUUUGUAUUAUUGAAAGCUUUUUUGGCCUUGUCCUUCAUACCAUCAUCAUGAUUUAAUCUGAAAAUAUCUAACUGUAGAGCUUUGUACCUCCAACUUUUACAGAAGUCUUUCAUAGAGACCUUUCAGCUCAGCAAAUCUCAGAGCGAAUUGGUUCGUUUGUUGAUUUAAAAAAGUGUCAUCCCCUCAUUAGAUUUAUCUAAUCUUGUUUGUCUUUUAGAAAACCUCUAAAUCUGCUGUAAUACAAGCAAAAGAAGAUGCCUCGAAAUUGUCUCUCACUUUCGCAGAAACUGUGGAGAGUAGGUAGAAAAUAACCCCAAUUACUGGGUCCUCAAAGUCAAGAGGCUGUAGAUACACGUAGGUUAAACCCUUGACAGAAUUCGUCAUGUGUUUCUCUGUCGCCUGAAGCCCUGUGGUGAUUUCAGGGUAACGAGGGAAAGUUUUGAUGGCACUUGUUGAAGGGCUGACAAGUAUGUGCUCUCCAAUGCCGAGCAGAAAGUCAACCAAGACGAGCGCCCCCUUCAAACACCCACACACACACACAGCAUAAGCACAGUGAUAAUGUGAUCAGAGUGGAAAUGCUAAAGGCGCUGUAGCAUGUACUGCUUGAAUGGCUCUUUUUUGUGGAGGUGUGUUAUGAUCUGGAAUUGAAUUAUCCUAGUAUCUAAUAAAUGCCAUAUGCUUUUGAGAGUAAAUGUGACUUGACUGUUGGGAUUUCGCUAAGUGUAUCUGACAUGCUCCUCUUGAUAACCAUCAGCUUAUUUUCUCUCGGGCUGAAGCAGCCCAGCCUGUAAUCUACAGCUUACAGCGAGAUGAAGUCGACUCUGACUGAACUUUACCCUUCCUUGUUAUGUUUGUCUUUUCUCAAAGUUCCUUCUUUCUGGAAUAUUUUGUUGCCAGAAAACAACUUUCCCUUUUGUUCUUCCUCCAUUGUUCAACAAACCCUGGCCUUUAACGAUAUCAGGGGGUAUAGCAACAAAAUUCCUCCUGCAUUGUUGAGAGAGGCGUGUUAGGGAUGGACAAGGUUUGGCCUCUUUCUCUUGGUUAUUCUCAGUCUACCGUGUAAGACCUAAAGGAUUUUUUUGUGUGUCGUACAAGGAAGAACUUUAACCUCAGUUUUAAUGCCACUAAUCUCCCGCAGCAACAUAAAAGACCUGCUCUUAUCCCAGCUCGUAACAAUCUGAUCUGCUCUCUGAGACUAAGACUAGGGAUCGCAGCAUAACAUAAUCUACACCUACACCGUGUUUCAUUCAGUUCCCGGUGCUGCAGGCUCCCUCGCAUCAUCUCCGCCGCGCUUUCUCUGUAAUUACAUUCUCCACUGGGGGAGCCCACGCCACAGCCUGCUGCUGAUCAAUGAGAGCCGAGAAGCACAAGAUCCAAAGAAAAGAAAGGGUGCACAGACAAACAAAGGGAGAUGUUCUCUGCCUGCACAGUGUGGGGGUGCUGCUGUGAGGGUGGGGGUCAUGUGGCGGAUGAUUGAAAUAUUACUCUCAGGCUGCUCGGGAGUAGAGGAUUAAAAUGGAUCUUCUUAAAGGUGAAAAAGUCUUUUCCUUUUUUUGGAGGUGUAUAUUUUAAGUAACAGCAGGGUGGGGUUAGUCUAUAAAGAGCAAAACUCGCUUUUGUACUUUAUAAUAAUCAGACAUUAGCUAUAUUUUGCUAAUGACUACAAAGUUCAUUAGCUGUGUUUACAUGGGCACAAUAAUCAGAAUAAAAAUGCGUCAUGUAAACAUGUCGAUCAGAAGAUUCUGAUUGAAUUCGGCUCAACCGAAAAGAAAUUGUAUUCCAAUCGAGAGAGGUGGUUUAUGCCGAUCGUUAUUCUGAAACGCAUCCAUGUAAAACUCUUAUUCCGAUCAUGACUCUCUAACUGACUCGAUCACCACUCCUUAUUUAUUGAUGCCAGUACAGGAGGUGUCAUUACUCACUCUGACAUAAGCAUAGACUGUUUAUGCUAUGGACAGCUUGGUUCCGCUUUCCACCAGUAUAUGGAUUUGAAGCCGAAAAGCUCUCUCCAACAUUGUGCAGUAGCAUUGUGCAUGUUCAGCGGGAGAGUCGCAGAGAGUCGCUGAAAUGACGCUCGGCUCAAACAGCGUAUCCCCCAGCUGAGCUAUGCAUCAAGUGUCAUUUAUAGAAAACAUGAACCCCCAAAUAACUUUUAAAAAUGGAGCUGCAAAGAAAAAAAGAGGACUUGAGCACAAACCAGUCUUACAGUAACUACAUGUCAACACUGCAAGCAGGGGGGAGAAAAAUUUAUAUUCUGAGUACUAAAUCUCAAAAGUUUGUCCACAGCUCCAUGAGCUUUGCUGGCGGAGGCGGGAUUUAUGACCUAUACUGCAGCCCCUCACCAGAGGGUGCUGUUUUCAGAGUGGCUUUACCCAGCGAGGAGGCGAAAUCAGAAAACUCUGCGCAUGUCCAAAUAGUUCUAAUCUAGUGACAACAUUUAACAGGGGGAAACUCCUGAAUUGGAUGGAGUGAGCCACUGCUGCGCACGUCAUAAUCAGAUUAUAUAUAAACAGUGGAUUCAGAUUAUUUGAUCCCUCAAAUUUUCAGUCGAUUCAAGAAAUGUAAACGUUGCUCGUGACAAAGAAAGAGGAAGUAUCAGUGCAGCUCACUGUGUGGUUGGCUUUUUGUAAUCCCUGAAAAAGCGAUGAUAGGACAGCCUUGUGCUUGUGCGCGCAGGUGUGGGUAAACAUCUAUACCUCCUCCUUCUCCUGCCUGCAGCACGGCCAUGUCUCUACACAAACUGCUUAGACUUUAUCAGUAAGUAACUCUAUUUUGAAAGAACACCAGCUGGUCUCACAGUCUGUUUUUUUUGGAUGUCAUAUAGCCCACUGCAGGAGAGCCGACCCAAUUAUCUGUCACUCAGCCUACCUGUCUUGAUGCUGUGGGACGCACACUCCCGAUAUUGCAGUUUUCUGUGGGAGCAGAUAGAAUCAGGCUUGUCAAGUCUUCAUACACUCAGUACCUUCGAGCUUUACUCAGUCUGUUCCGUCCUCGCUAACUUAUUUAUUGUAUAUUUGACCUCGGAAAAAUCGAAUCUAGCUUCCUCUUAGAUGGUGUUUUUUUACUCUUUGCUUGUCCACAUUUUAAAGCUGGUAGUGUGAUUGUACAGUACUUUGUGUAUUAUUAAAUACAUAAAUGUUGUUGCAGUGCAUUUAAAACAACUUUGUAUAACUUUUCCAACACAUACAGAACAGUAUUCAGGUCGCUUAAUCAGAAGGUAACAACUUUAAGAAUAAUUCAGGUUGUUUCCAAAACUAAUUUUCUGUUUUCACAUCCAUCAACAUAAAAAGCUCUCGACUGAAACAAUGCAGCUGCCAAUAAAGAAAAAGCAUCAGGACGAUCGCUGUACUCAGUCUGUUGGCGAGUGUGCAGCACAACAGCAGCACUCCUGACGUGCUGUGGAUUAAUGGCUUGUCAGUGGAAACAUCCGCAAGGCUGCCACAGCAAUCGGAAGAUGUGUUUUCUGUCUUCUAUCCACUCCUGGGUCUGCGGGGCUGCCCAUGCAGCCAAGCAUAUCUCCUCUCUUUAUUACUCUACAGUUUAGGAAAGUAGGGGAUGAUUGCAGGGCCAGCAACAUAAGUUUACAAUUGAAGAAAAGCAGUGGUGAAUGUCAGCAGGGAUGAUGCUUCAAAAGAGACAAUAAAUCAAGAGCUACGUGUCUUGCUGUUUCCCACUUUGAAGUUUGAAAAGGUUAAUUUCACUUGAUCUUUCCUUGAGGUUAAUCCACUUUGAAGGAAUCUCAUUAAGCCACCUUCCCACAUUACACCUGAUGGAUGCUAUUUACUGUUUCAUGUUGUCCCCAACUAUUAGCACUAAAGCUCAGGGUCACUGAUUAAACUAUGCACAAGCAAUGUCGCAGUUCCUUUCCUCCCUGCAGCUCACCUACUUCUGUUGUCCACUACAAAAAUAACACUUAAUUCUUCUCCUCCUUCUUGUCUUUUCUCUCCUCUUUUGUGUCCUACUUUGCUUCUCUCUUCUCUUUCUCUUUUUUUUCCGUGCCAUGUUGCCCUCCCACCUUCAUCCGCAGGUAACAGUAUACUGCACACAGCAGCCGACAGCGUGACGAGCGCCGUACAGAAGGCCAGCCAGGCUCUGAAUGAGCGCGGGGAGCGAUUAGGCCGGGCGGAGGAGAGGACUGCAGACAUGAUGAACAGUGCCGAACAGUUUGCUGUCACUGCACACAAGGUGAGACAAUAUGCUAGUUAGUUAUAUUGCAAUGCACAGCUUCAGGGCGGGGUUACUGCAUGUAAGCUCUUAAGUCAUGAUUGUGGAGUUAUGAUGAAUUCAGCCAUAGGAUCAGAUAUUUUACUUAAACCCAAAGAUACUGAAAGAGCUGCUUUAUUGUGACUGGAGCCCAUCAGCUGUGGCGCUUGCUGUUUCCCAAAGAUAAUAGCUUUCUUCUUCUUCUUCUUCUUCUUCUUCUUCUUCUUCCCUCAUUUACUCUAUCUUUUUACUUCUCUGUAGGGUGUUCUCUCAUCCUCCAUGUGUCUCAUAUCUCUUGUUUUUCAUGAAAACUAAUUGCAUGCUGUUUAAUGAGGCCAUUAACAUAAUAUCAUUUUUUUUUUUAACUGCAAAACACAAGAAAAAAAAAUCCAUUGCUCUGUAAUGAGCGCACCUGAUUACGAUCAUAGCAGCCUUCCUAAUAGCACACAAUAUAUCAGAUGCCUCUGCGUUUUCAGCUUGGCUUCUCCUGCCAUGCUGAUCGUGCACAGAGAGACAAGAGCCAUCUGAACUAGGAUGUCAAUGAUUUUAAUGGUGCAGCUAUCCUCUCUCUAUUAAAAUGACUGUUUUUAUGCAUAAUACAAUACUAGUGAUGGCGGGGUAAUUGAAAGACGUUUGCAGAGCCAUGCAUAGCCCUCUUACUGCUCACAGACGAGCUCCCCUGCUGUGAAUGAAUUACAAAAACGGAGAUAUGUGCAGGAGCUCUGGUGGUUUCAAGAGAGAGCGACUGUGUAACUCCAUGAAGAAUCCCUCAUUUACUGCCAUUAGCUGUUGUAUUUUUUGUAACUCAUCCUUUAUAUUACUUCUUAUUAUUGAACCCCAUAAUGUCUCGUUCUUGAAACCCUCCGUUAAAAGCGGUGGAGAACAGAGUCUUUCCUGACAGAGUAAAAGCACUGUCCACAUUUCUAUCCAUUACAUUCCUGUCUGGAGAGGACUUUUACGACGGCUUGACAGGAUGUACUUAAACGAUUCUUUGACUUUUCGAGUCAUCUGCAUGAGUUUUAAGUGCACCGCUGAAUGCUUAAAAUUACAGCCAAGUGCAGAGCUAAUCUUCUGCUUCGCUCUGACAGGGUCACCUUGACUCUUUUUCUUUUUGUCCAACUUUCUGUGCCUGACUUUCUGACAGACAAUUUAGCCGCACAACUCCAACAAUCAACUCCGCUCAUCUGUGGGUGCUGCUCUGCUGCCCCCUCUUGUUCAGUUUGCAGAAUUCAGCUCUGCUCUUUCUUUGCUUGUAGAUUUCAUACCCACUCUGUUGUCUGUGUGUGAGUAGAAGUGCAUGUUGUGUAUCUGUAUCCAGUUUCUUCCUCUCGUAUCAGAAGCCUUGGUCAUCUCAUCUCUCUAACAAACCUUCUGCUGUACCAUUUAAAACCUUGUGAAUGCCAGAAAUUGACUUUUUUAAUAACAAACACCCAGACUAGCAAAUACCUUCCAGCACCUGUAUAGUUUACCCUUCUAAGCAGCUUGAAGUAGUCAAAUUUGUGCCUCAUAUAUCUUCAUUUUAUUGCCUGUGACUUUUCAGAGACAGUCAGUCAAAUCUACUGUACACAUUGUUUAUAUCUAGAUAAUAUUUUUGUGAUCAGGUAAUUAAAAUUUCUUGCUCUAUUAUAUCUCAACCCCCACCCCAAUUUUUCUGCAGCUUGCCAUGAAGCACAAGUGUUAAACCACUGCCAAAACCAACUGGGUGGGGGGGCGGGGAUCAACAAAUCGUCAGUCGCUGUACAGGAGAAGGAUUCCAGACUUUAUUCUUUUUAAAAAUUUAAUAUGAUUACUAUUUGUUAACAAGGUUAACAUUUUGAUGAUUUUGCGUUGUGUUCUGAUGCAUCUUCGGAUGGUGACGCAUCGAGCAGAAGGGGAGGAAGAGAGGUAAACAAUCCUACAGCAGAAUGUUUCAUGUUUCUGUUUGCCAAAAAAAAAAAAAGCAGCAGCUACGACUGAAUUUUAUAAACUCAGACACUGAAAACCCUUGGACUUCUCAUAGACACGCAGACGCUAAUGCGACUGCACACAUGCUGACAAGUCAUCAUCAGCAAUCAAUUCAAGAUGAGUAGCAGCUUGUCUUACAGGUUAUAAACCAUUCAAAGGUUAGUUAUUUAUGAGCACUGCAGAGAUAUUCAGGCUCAUUUGAGUGACUGAUCCUCUCAUGAGUUUUAACUUAUGAUAGACGUUUAACAAACAGAGCUAAAGUUAGCUGGGAUUAACUUUCAUAAUGCUUAAGUUUAACCCGAGUAAGUAUAUGACAGACAUAAAAGAAUAAUCCUAUUUUUGAAUAAACUCAUUUUACCUUAACAUCAAGGAAUCUGCAGGUUUGAUUUAAUGAAAUAUUCACGUCUGAAAUACUUAUGUCGCUCUAGAAAUUUGUGGAUAUUGCGGUCUACAGCUCAGCUCUUAUGUCCAUUGUUUCAAAAUAAAACAAAAACAGUAUUAAUUCAAUCGUUUUCAACAUUUUACUUUAUAAAUUGCAUUUGAGACUGAAUGGAGUGACGGGGGAGGAUAUACUUAAGACAACAGUGAACUAUAAUAUGUUAUCUGUCAGACUUGUCUAGCACUCAUAUACAACCAAAACUACAUGGUCUACAUUUGCCAACAUUUUUGAAAGUGUACUUGAAAAAUUGUGUUUUAAAAAUAAGCUUUUUAAAGUGAAAUAAUUUAUGUAUAGGGGAACAAAGGUGCAAUUCAGUCAACCAGCUUCUGCGUUGUAAAAAGCCAAACUUGUAAUUCCACAGUACUAUAUCUCAGUGUCUGUAGAGCUAAUUUGUCCCAUGACUGUGGGAUGUUUUUAGAUUACUCCUCACUGUAUCUCAACCGUAGAAAUCCAGUGAGUCUACCUUCUGCUUUCAGUAUGAUUUAGGUUGGUUCCUAUAAUGAUGUGUGCACAGGGGUAAAAUGUCUUAAAUGUCUGCAGCAGCGGUGUGUAGUAGUGUAUUUUUGUGUCAUUGCUCUCACACUGACUGUAACUUUGGCUUCCUCACUGGUAAGAAAACCACCAUCACAACGAAGGUGUUUUUGAUUUGUUCUUUUAUAUUUUGAAUUUUAUAAUUCAAAUUGUUACGAUGCACCGAUAACCUUAUCUUGCUGAGCACUGUUGAGUUCCAGUUGCCUAACUGUUAUUGUGCUUGUAUCCUCUCUUUUAACACUUUGGAUGUUUCAUUGUUUUAAUAAAAAGUAGUAUGAAAAUGUGUGUCCUUUUGAUGCCCAGCUUUAACAGUCUCAUCAAACUAUGAAGUCACAUGUUGUACAUUUAUUUUAAUGGGUGUUUUUUUUUUAUCGAUGUUGCAUUUGUAUGUUUUACUGACAUGGAUUUUUCUGGACUCGUAAACAAUAAGCUGCCAAAAGCUUAUGUGAGUUUCUCUGUUGUGCUGCUUUAACAAUGCUCACGCCACUCUGAUCUCACUUCUCCAUCACAGUGAACGAUAUCAAAUAAAGUCACAUCCACAAUCAAAAUAAAAUGGUUCUUUAUUAGUGCCUUUUGCUGUGUACCUUUCACCUCAGUCGGUGACGUAUUUAUAUUGUCUUGCUUGAAACCCAGGGUAACAGACGAAACUUGAGUGAGUUUUCGGACUAUUUGAUAACUUUGAAUAGUUGAAUUUUAUCUGCAUGCCCUCCACUGCUGAUCUGUUUCACAUGGUCGAACUUGUUUCUUGUGUGAAUAUUUGAUUUAAUGCAGAAAAAAAAACAUUUUAAACAACCUAUCAAAGACUGUAUUAUAAAAACAACAACAAUAAAAGAUGUGCCAUUGUCCCCCUUA
Molecule: messenger RNA, 65002 nt
Organism: Xyrichtys novacula (pearly razorfish)
Lineage: Eukaryota; Metazoa; Chordata; Actinopteri; Labriformes; Labridae
Source: the annotation of a GenBank genome assembly